GCGCUCCCGAGACAGCAGGAAACAUGGCGGCGCUCAUGACUCUCACCCAGGUAACUCCAACUACUUACCAAACAUCUUACUUUCCAGAUGUUUUUUGCUAUGGUUAAAUGGUGUACAUUAGCGAGUGUUUCACAAAUCUUGAAAGUGAUUGAAUUAUAUGGUAGCCAUCAGCCGAGAGGUCAAAGAUUGAUGCAGGUCCCCUUGUUAGCUAUCUAGCUAGCUGUUAGCAUUUUCGCCAACAGGAAAGAAGCCGACAAUGUAGCUAGUUGUGUUAGCUAAGUGAUUGCUAUCUAGCUAGCUGUAGCUAUAUUUAGCUAAUAUCCCGAAUCACAUUGACAAUGUUCACUAUCGUAGUUGUGUCAGUAACACUGUCAAACAAUUAGCUACUAGUCUUUUUGGAGUUAGCUUGUUAGCAAGUCACCAAAAGUUGAACUGCAGUAGUGUUUGUUAGCUCAGCUGUCAUUUCAUUGUUGAUCUUCCUAAUCUUCACACUGUUUCUUAUGGCUAUUGACUUGCUCAAUUUUAUUACAAGUAAUGUGGGUUGCUCCAGUUAGAGAUGAUUAUGGCAGACUUGAAACCACUUCAUACUGACAGUGACACAGAUUUAGACUGUUGAUUCACUAUGACUUCACCCGUGACAGCAUAUAGGCUACAUCUUUGAAGUCUUUCCUAAAUGUGUUGAAUGUAGUACGCCCAAAUUGUGUAAGUAAAACGUGCUUUUUUUUUAAAACUACAUCUCCCCUGACCUUUCUUGAUUUCUCUGUAGUUAUCGAGUGGAAACCCAGUUUACGAAGUCUACUACAGACAGGUAAAUGUCCACCGCUGAAUGAAUGAUAAUUUGUGCCAUUCAUGUUUUUUUGUUUGUUACCCAAUACAUUGACAUUUAAUGCGUAUGUCUCUACAGAAGCUAGCCAUUCUGCGCCUUCGUUCUACAAUGCAUUACAUUGCAGUUCCAAUUAGGGACGUGACAAUCUUGCUUAGGGUUUAAACGGGCAUCUUUUAAAAUCGGUUUUCCAUUAAAACGAUAAGAAAAAAUCUUCAAAUUCCACGUCAAUUUACAAUGCAGAAUAAUGGUCCUAUUACCUAUAAUUGACCGCCAGGUCAGGGUAAUUAAGUUAUCUACUUCAACCCUUUACAGACAUAGAACGCAGCUACAGUAACAUGUCGAUAGCGACAAUUGAUAACUUUUCAGACAAUUAAAAAAAGUGCCGCAUCAGGUCUGUACCUUUGCGCGCAGCAGUUGGAGAUUAUUUGAUUGACGGUUCUGGUUGCCUAGUGAAGAAGCGGCAUUCCUUUACAGACAAGUAAAAUGUCCGUUCAUAUCACCAGAGAAGGUUUGGUGUCGGCAUUUUAAAAACCGUAGUGUAGCCUACCCUAACAGACAAUCAAACAUGCCGUAGCCGAGGCGAUUUCAAGGGGCCACAUCCCAAUAUGUCUGAAAAUCGUAAUCGAUACAGGCUACUGUCAUUUCAUAUGAGACCAAAACUAAGUAGGCUACCCUGUGCUCGCAAGACUGGCCCUAAAACGUCGGUGCCAUGAAUAGGCUAGGAUAUUCUACACGCAACAGACCGAAGACUGAACACACACUUGCAUCAUUAGCGAAGACCGAGCAGGCAUGCCAGCGCCAGGGAGAGAGAGACAGAAGCAUGCUCAUAUGUUUUGGUAAUCUGCAUCUUGCAAUGUCUUGUCAUGCAUUGCAAAUUCACCAAGUAGCCUACAUUUCGCCUCUUCCUCUCUGGUUUUAUUUGAAUUGCACAACUUCCCCAGGCCUUUAUAGCCUAUUUGGCUAUAACACGGAAAAUAAUGUUUUGUUAUAACUAAACUGUGAUUUAUAAUUAAUUGGGGGGAAAUACAUGGUUUUUCGGUUAGGGAUUUUUGUUAACGUUAAGGAUCCCAACGUGUAAUCAAUCAAUCAAUCAAUUUUAUUUUAUAUAGCCCUUCUUACAUCAGCUAAUAUCUCGAAGUGCUGUACAGAAACCCAGCCUAAAACCCCAAACAGCUAGUAAUGCAGGUGUAGAAGCACGGUGGCUAGGAAAAACUCCCUAGAAAGGCAAAACCUAGGAAGAAACCUAGAGAGGAACCAGGCUAUGAGGGGUGGCCAGUCCUCUUCUGGCUGUGCCGGGUGGAGAUUAUAACAGAACCAUGCCAAGAUGUUCAAAAAUGUUCAUAAGUGACAAGCAUGGUCAAAUAAUAAUCAGGAAUAAAUCUCAGUUGGCUUUUCAUAGCCGAUCAUUAAGAGUUGAAAACAGCAGGUCUGGGACAGGUAGGGGUUCCAUAACCGCAGGCAGAACAGUUGAAACUGGAAUAGCAGCAAGGCCAGGCGGACUGGGGACAGCAAGGAGUCACCACGGCCGGUAGUCCCGACGUAUGGUCCUAGGGCUCAGGUCUCUCAGUUGGCUUUUCAUAGCCGAUCAUUAAGAGUUGAAAACAGCAGGUCUGGGACAGGUAGGGGUUUCGUAGCCGCAGGCAGAACAGUUGAAACUGGAAUAGCAGCAAGGCCAGGCGGACUGGGGACAGCAAGGUGUCAUCAUGCCCGGUAGUCCUGACGUAUGGUCCUAGGGCUCAGGUUCUCAGAGAGAAAGAGAGAACGAGAGAAUUAGAGAGAGCAUACUUAAAUUCACACAGGACACUGGAUAAGACAGGAGAAGUACUCCAGGUAUAACCAACUAACCCCAGCCCCCCGACACAUAAACUACUGCAGCAUAAAUACUGGAGGCUGAGACAGGAGCGGUCCGGAGACACUGUGGCCCCAUCCGAAGAAACCCCCGGACAGGGCCAAACAGGAAGGAUAUAACCCCACCCACUCCGCCAAAGCACAGCCCCCGCACCACUAGAGGGAUAUCCCCAACCACCAACUUACAAUCCUGAGACAAGGCCGAGUAUAGCCCACAGAGGUCUCCACCACAGCACAAACCAAGGGGGGGGCGCCAACCCAGACAGGAAGAUCACGUCAGUAACUCAACCCACUCAAGUGACGCACCCCUCCCAGGGACGGCAUGAAAGAGCACCAGCAAGCCAGUGACUCAGCCCCUGCAACAGGGUUAGAGGCAGAGAACCCCAGUGGAGAGGGGAACCGGCCUGGCAGAGACAGCAAGGGCUGUUCGUUGCUCCAGCCUUUCCGUUCACCUUCACACUCCUGGGCCAGACUACACUCAAUCAUAUGACCUACUGAAGAGAUAAGUCUUCAGUAAAGACUUAAAGGUUGAGACCGAGUCUGCGUCUCUCACAUGGGUAGGCAGACUGUUCCAUAAAAAUGGAGAUCUAUAGGAGAAAGCCCUGCCUCCCGCUGUUUGCUUAGAAAUUCUAGGGACAAUUAGGAGGCCUGCGUCUUGUGACCGUAGCGUACGUAUUGGUAUGUACGGCAGGACCAACUCGGAAAGAUAGGUAGGAGCAAGCCCAUGUAACGCUUUAUAGGUUAACAGUAAAACCUUGAAAUCAGCCCUUGCCUUAACAGGAAGCCAGUGUAGGGAAGCUAGCACUGGAGUAAUAUGAUCAAAUUUCUUGGUUCUAGUCAGGAUUCUAGCAGCCGUAUUUAGCACUAACUGAAGUUUAUUUAGUGCUUUAUCCGGGUAGCCGGAAAAUAGAGCAUUGCAGUAGUCUAACCUAGAAGUAACAAAUGCAUGGAUAAAUUUUUCUGCAUCAUUUUUGGACAGAAAAUUUCUGAUUUUUGCAAUGUUACGUAGAUGGAAAAAAGCUGUCCUUGAAACAGUCUUGAUAUGUUCGUCAAAAGAGAGAUCAGGGUCAAGAGUAACGCCUAGGUCCUUCACAGUUUUAUUUGAGACGACUUUACAACCAUCAAGAUUAAUUGUCAGAUUUAACAGAAGAUCUCUUUGUUUCUUGGGACCUAGAACAAGCAUCUCUGUUUUGUCCGAGUUUAAAAGUAAAAAGUUUUCAGCCAUCCACUUCCUUAUGUCUGAAACACAGGCUUCUAGCGAGGGCAAUUUUGGGGCUUCACCAUGCUUCAUUGAAAUGUACAGCUGUGUGUCAUCCGCAUAGCAGUGAAAGUUAACAUUAUGUUUUCGAAUAACAUCCCCAAGAGGUAAAAUAUAUAGUGAAAACAAUAGUGGUCCUAAAACGGAACCUUGAGGAACACCGAAAUGUACAGUUGAUUUGUCGGAGGACAGACCAUUCACAGAGACAAACUGAUAUCUUUCCGACAGGUAGGAUCUAAACCAGGCCAGAACUUGUCCGUGUAGACCAAUUUGGGUUUCCAGUCUCUCCAAAAGAAUGUGGUGAUCGAUGGUGUCAAAGGCAGCACUAAGGUCUAGUAGCACGAGGACAGAUGCAGAGCCUCGGUCUGACGCCAUUAAAAGGUCAUUUACCACCUUCACAAGUGCAGUCUCAGUGCUAUGAUGGGGUCUAAAACCAGACUGAAGCAUUUCGUAUACAUUGUUUGUCUUCAGAAAGUCAGUGAGUUGCUGCGCAACAGCUUUUUCUCUAAAAUUUUUGAGAGGAAUGGAAGAUUCGAUAUAGGCCGAUAGUUUUUUAUAUUUUCCGGGUCAAGGUUUGGCUUUUUCAAGAGAGGCUUUAUCACUGCCACUUUUAGUGAGUUUGGUACACAUCCGGUGGAUAGAGAGCUGUUUAUUAUGUUCAACAUAGGAGGGCCAAGCACAGGAAGCAGCUCCUUCAGCAGUUUAGUAGGAAUAGGAUCCAGUAUGCAGCUUGAAGGUUUAGAGGCCAUGAUUAUUUUCAUCAUUGUGUCAAGAGAUAUAGUACUAAAACACUUAAGUGUCUCUCCCGAUCCCAGGCCCUCGCAGAGCUGUGCAGAUCCAGGACAGCUAAGCCCUGGAGGAAUACGCAGAUUCAAAGAGGAGUCCGUAAUUUGCUUUCUAAUGGUCAUGAUCUUUUCCUCAAAGAAGUUCAUGAAUUUAUCACUGCUGAAGUGAAAGCCAUCCUCUCUUGGGGAAUGCUGCUUUUUAGUUAGCUUUGCAACAGUAUCAAAAAGAAAUUUUGGAUUGUUCUUAUUUUCCCUCGAUUAAGUUGGAAAAGUAGGAUGAUCGAGCAGCAGUGAGGGCUCUUCGGUACUGCACGGUACUGUCUUUCCAAGCUAGUCGGAAGACUUCCAGUUUGGUGUGGCGCCAUUUCCGUUCCAAUUUCCUGGAAGCUUGCUUCAAAGCUCGGGUAUUUUCUGUAUACCAGGGAGCUAGUUUCUUAUGACAAAUGUUUUUCGUUUUUAGGGGUGCAACUGCAUCUAGGGUAUUGCGCAAGGUUAAAUUGAGUUCCUCAGUUAAGUGGUUAACUGAUUUUUGUCCUCUGACGUCCUUGGGUAGGCAGAAGGAGUCUGGAAGGGCAUCAAUGAAUUUUUGUGUUGUCUGAGAAUUUAUAGCACGACUUUUGAUGCUCCUUGGUUGGGGUCUGAGCAGAUUAUUUGUUGCGAUUGCAAACGUAAUAAAAUGGUGGUCCGAUAGUCCAGGAUUUUGUGGAAAAACAUUAAGAUCUACAACAUUUAUUCCAUGGGACAAAACUAGGUCCAGAGUAUGACUGUGGCAGUGAGUAGGUCCAGAGACAUGUUGGACAAAACCCACUGAGUCGAUAAUGGCUCCGAAAGACUUUUGGAGUGGGUCUGUGGACUUCUCCAUGUGAAUAUUAAAAUCACCAAAAAUUAGAAUAUGAUCUGCUAUGACUACAAGGUCUGAUAGGAAUUCAGGAAACUCAGAGAGGAACGCUGUAUAUGGCCCAGGAGGCCUGUAAACAGUAGCUAUAAAAAGUGAUUGAGUAGGCUGCAUAGAUUUCAUGACUAGAAGCUCAAAAGAUGAAAACGCCAUUUAUUUUUUGUAAAUUGAAAUUUGCUAUCGUAAAUGUUAGCAACACCUCCGCCUUUGCGGGAUGCACGGGGAAUAUGGUCACUAGUGUAACCAGGAGGUGAGGCCUCAUUUAACACAGCAAAUUCAUCAGGCUUAAGCCAUGUUUCAGUCAGGCCAAUCACAUCAAGAUUAUGAUCAGUGAUUAGUUCAUUGACUAUGACUGCCUUUGAAGUGAGGGAUCUAACAUUAAGUAACCCUAUUUUGAGAUGUGAGGUAUCACGAUCUCUUUCAAUAAUGGCAGGAAUGGAGGAGGUCUUUAUCCUAAUAAGAUUGCUAGGGUGAACACCGCCAUGUUUAGUUUUGCCCAACCUAGAUCGAGGCACAGACACAGUCUCAAUGGGUAUGGCUGAGCUGACUACACUGACUGUGCUAUUGGCAGACUCCACUAAGCUGGCAGGUUGGCUAACAGCCUGCUGCCUGGCCUGCACCCUAUUUCACUGUGGGGCUAGAGGAGUUAGAGCCCUAUCUAUGUUGGUAGAUAAGAGGAGAGCACCCCUCCAGCUAGGAUGGAGUCCGUCACUCCUCAGCAGGUCAGGCUUGGUCCUGUUUGUGGGUGAGUCCCAGAAAGAGGGCCAAUUAUCCACAAAUGUUAUCUUUUGGGAGGGGCAGAAAACAGUUUUCAACCAGCGAUUAAGUGCUGAGACUCUGCUGUAGAGCUCGUCACUUCCCCUAACUGGGAGGGGGCCAGAGACAAUUACUCGAUGCCGACACAUCUUUCUAGCUGAUUUACACGCUGAAGCUAUGUUGCACUUGGUGACCUCUGACUGUUUCAUCCUAACAUCGUUGGUGCCGACGUGGAUAACAAUAUCUCUAUACUCUCUACACUCGCCAGUUUUAGCUUUAGCCAGCACCAUCUUUAGAUUAGCCUUAACGUCGGUAGCCCUGCCCCCUGGUAAACAGUGUAUGAUCGCUGGGUGAUUCGUUUUAAGUCUAAUACUGCGGGUAAUGGAGUCGCCAAUGACUAGGGUUUUCAAUUUGUCAGAGCUAAUGGUGGGAGCCUUCGGAGUCUCAGACCCCGUAACGGGAGGAGUAGAGACUAGAGAAGACUCAGACUCAGACUCCGACUCGCUACAUAAUGGGGAAAACCGGUUGAAGGUUUCUGUCGGCUGAAUGAGCGACACCGGUUGAGCAUUCCAACAGUAUUUCCCUCCAGAAGCCAUGAGAAAGUUGUCCGGCUGCGGGGACUGUGCGGGGGGAUUUAUACUAACGUUACUGUCUGUACUUACUGGUGGCACAGACGCUGUUUUCUUCCUUUCCUACACUGAUAUUACCCUUGCCUAACGAUUGCGUCUGAAGCUGGGCUUGUAGCACAGCUAUUCUCGCCGUAAGGCGAGAAUUCUCCUGUAUAUUAUGAGUACAGCGACUGCAAUUAGAAGACAUCAUGUUAAUGUUACUACUUAGCUUCGGCUGUUGAAGAUGUUGAUGAACCAUGUCCAGAUAAAGCGUCCGGAGUGAAAAAGUUGAAUAAGGGAAAAAAGUUGCGAUGGAAAAAAGGAAAAUAACGUAAAGUUGGCAGCUAAAACGCACAGGAAAAUGACUCUUCUGUCUCGGGAUAAACGUCCGGGGUGAAAAAGUUUAACGAAAAAAGAUGAGUGAGGACAAAACUAAAAAGUUGGUAAAUUUGUUGAACACAGAGAUUGAUUAAACGUUUAUUAAAAGUAAAACGUGAAUAGUUUGGCAGGUAGCCAAGUAGCAACAAACAGCACAGCAGUACGGAGACAAUGCGGAAGCGAGACGGAAGUCAAUCGUUUACACCCCAUAAAUGUUGCAGUUAUAAUGUUGCAGUUCCAAUGUAGUGUAAUGCAGGUCGGAGAGGCUGUAAUACAGAAGCACAGCCAGCUGAUUACAUUACCUCCAUUCCAUUCCCCCUUUGGCUGUAAUACAGAAGCACAGCCAGCUGAUUACAUUACCUCCAUUCCAUUCCCCCUUUGGCUGUAAUACAGAAGCACAGCCAGCUGAUUACAUUACCUCCAUUUCCAUUCCCCCCCUUUGGCUGUAAUACCGAACACAGCCAGCUGAUUACAUACCUCCAUUCCCUUCCCCCUUUGGCUGUAAUACAGAAGCACAGCCAGCUGAUUACAUUACCUCCAUUCCAUUCCCCCUUUGGCUGUAAUACAGAAGCACAGCCAGCUGAUUACAUUACCUCCAUUCCAUUCCCCCUUUGGCUGUAAUACAGAAGCACAGCCAGCUGAUUACAUUACCUCCAUUCCAUUCCCCCUUUGGCUGUAAUACAGAAGCACAGCCAGCUGAUUACAUUACCUCCAUUCCAUUCCCCCUUUGGCUGUAAUACAGAAGCACAGCCAGCUGAUUACAUUACCUCCAUUCCAUUCCUUCCCCCUUUGGGCUGUAAUACGAAGCACAGCAGCUGAUUACAUUACCUCCAUUCCAUCCCCCUUUGGCUGUAUACCGAAUCCAGCCAGCUGAUUACAUUACCUCCAUUCCAUUCCCCCUUUGGCUGUAAUACAGAAGCACAGCCAGCUAAUUACAUUACCUCCAUUCCAUUCCCCCUUUGAAGGUGGAUCUGGGAAACACAGGGACAGUAGGAGCUGCAGAUGCUGCUCAGUUCCUGAAGAAAUCAGGACUCUCAGACAGUACCUUAGGAAAGGUGAGUAGGAGACACACACCACACACACACACACACACACCACACACUCAGUAAACUGCAGACUUCUAGGCUCCAACUACAUACAGUACAGUUACACCAUAUUUAAAAAAAUAUAUAUAUAUAUAUUUUCAGAUCUGGGAUUUGGCCGAUCCAGAAAGGAAGGGCUUCUUGGACAAACGGGUAAAUAAAAAUGAACUUAUAUUACUUCUUACUACCAAUUAAUUAAUGAUUUCCCACAUGAAACACUGACCAGUUUCUCUGUUCCUCACAGGGUUUCUUUGUAGCGUUGAGGUUGGUGGCCUCAGCUCAGGGUGGCAACGACAUCAGUCUCAACAACCUCAACCAGACUCUAGCAGCACCAAAGUUUGUGAGUGAUACUCUACUUACUUGCCACCAACUAUAUCGUCCUCGUAGGGAACAUGUGUUUGCAGUAAUCAUAUGUAUAAUUAUGUUUUAAAACGCGUGUAGAUACUUGCACUUUAUCUUCUCAAUCAUUUCAGCAAUGACCAGAGGGGUAAACUACAAAGCAGGAUGAAUGAGUUAGCCAGCUAACCUGCCUAAAUAUUCUGAAAUAACUUUGUUUUAGAAGGUUAAGCUUGAAAUAGGAAUGGUCUAAUUGACGCAAACGACCAAAAAAAAUAGAUGUCUAAGUUUAGCUUUCUUCAUGUAUCAGAAAAUCAACAGUUAUUUCUGGUUGUUUAUUAAAGUUAGCUGGCGUUGAUACCCCUCUGUUUAGCUAAUCUUCAUUGGGGGUAAUCUCAGUCAUCAUAUAGGUUAAUUUAUUGUGGUCUUUAUUGAUACAAUCUAAGUUGAAUUUGUAUUGUUGCAGAGAGACACAAAUACUCCGUCGCUCAGCACAUCGCUAAGUACAUCUUCAUCUGAUUCCCACUGGGCUGUUAGGGUGAGCAUUCAUAUCUGUUGUACAUAGAAAUGAAUCAAUCAAUGAUAGAUAGAUAUACAGUGCCUUCAGAAGGUAUUCAUAUCCUAUAACUUAUUCCACAUUUUGUUGUGUUACAGCCUGAAUUCAAAAUUACACACUGUACCCCAUAAUGACAGUGAAAACAUGUUUUUAGAAAUUGUAGCAAUUUUUUUGAAAAUGAAAUACAAAAAUAUUAAUUUACAUAAGUAUUCACACCCCUGAGUCAAUACGUCUUAGAAUCAAUCACCUUUGGCAGUGAUUACAGCAUUGAGUCAUUCUGGGUAAGUCUCUGAGAGCUUUCCACACCUGGAUUGUAAACAUUUUCUUCAAGCUCUGUCAAAUUGGUUGUUGAUCAUUGCUAGAUAACCAUGUUCAAGUCUUGCCAUAGAUUUUCAAGCAGAUUUAAGUCCAAACUGUAAGUCGUCCACUGUCUUCUUGGUAUUCAAAACUGAACAUUCACUGUCUUUUAGGUAAGCAACUCCAGUGUAGAUUUGGCCUUGUGUUUUAGAUUGUUGUCCUGCUGAAAGGUGAAUUCAACUCCCAGUGUCUGGUGGAAAGGAGACUGAACCAGGUUUUACGGUCAUGAAAAUCCUGGAAAAGUCAUGGAAUUUUUUUAUUGUGUUUGCCAUGCCUGGAAAAUUAUAAAAUCAAAAAUGUUUUGGAAAAGUAAUGGAAAUGAAUUUCAGAAUUUUUGUUAAUGUAAUUUAUUUAGGCACAGUUUAUUUUAUUUUAUAAAUAAAAUAAAAAUCAACAUAUCAGCCAGGAUCGUAAUGUCACUUUGCACGCAUCACAUGCAUGUAUGUGAGACGAGUGGGCCGUUUCCCAAGGAGAGACAGACAGUAGGCCAUUACAGCAGCAGGUAGGCCUAUCCUAUAAACUAUGAUAGAGCAGACUGACUAGGUAGCCAAUUCAAAACAUAUCUUCUACCCUCUAGUUAACGGUUUAGCUGUUAUUAGCAUGUAGUCAUGUUUUCGUCAUGUCCCAAAACACUUUCCACCGACACUUGCGAACAAGGUCAUACUUUUUUGAACUAUUCAUGAUUCAUUUAAAUGAUUAUUUUUUGACUAAACUAACGAUUCACUUCACCAUUGUAUUAGCUGGGAUUUGGUUCAAUCGCGGUAAAUCUAAAUAAUUUGUGACUCACAAACAGUAAUUUUAUGAAAAAAGAUUAGAUGCCGCCUUUCUUUUGUAUUAUGUAGCUUGAACUUGUUUUGUAGAUUUUGCCAGUUGAUUUGGGCAUCCAAUGUAUGCGACAUUGCAACUCAAUAAGGUAGCCAAGAUUUUUUUUUAUUUUUACAUUUUAGUCAUUUAGCAGACGCUCUUAUGAGUGCACACAUUAUUUAAAAAAAAAUCAUACUGGCCCCCCGUGGGAAUCGAACCCACAACCCUGGUCGUUGCAAACGUCAUACUCUACCAACUGAGCUACAUCCCUGCCGGCCAUUCCCUCCCCUACCCUGGACCAAUUGUGCGCAGCCCCAUGGGUCUCCCGGUCGCGGCCGGCUACGACAGAGCCUGGAUUCGAACCAGGAUCUCUAGUGGCACAGCUAGCACUGCGAUGCAGUGCCUUAGACCACAGUGCCUUAGAGCACUGCGCCACUCUGUAAAUGACUAAACUUGAAAAAAGAAAAUUUCCUGAAGUAAAUUUGUGGGCUUUGCUUCAGCUAAAUAAAAUGAUUUGUAGCCUACCAUAGCCAUUUGAUCUUUGAUAUAUUGAAUGAGCGAAUUAUUUAAUAAUAAUAAUAAUAAUAUGCCAUUUAGCAGACGCUUUUAUCCAAAGCGACUUAGUCAUGCGUGCAUACAUUUUUUUUGUGAAUGGGUGGUCCAGGGGAUCGAACCCACUACCUUGGCGUUACAAGCGCCGUGCUCUACCAGCUGAGCUACAGAGGACCACCAUUUAAAAAGGCUUAAAACAUAUUUGGUUUUAAUGUUGAAAUAUUUUACUUCAAGGGUGGUCAAACAUCCUCCAGGAGAGCUAAUUGGUGUGCAGGCUUUUAUUCCAGUCCCCCUCUAACAAACCACAUUUUAGACAUUUGCUGCUCAAACAGACCUUGAUAAACUUGCUCUGAUGUGUUUUAGCAGGGCUUGAUCAAAAGCCUGCACACCCAGUAGCUCUCCAGACUGAGUGUUGACCACAUGUUUUAUACAGUUGCCUAACAGGGAAAGGGUAUACCUAGUCAGUUGUACAACUGAAUGCAUUCAACCAGCUCGGUAACUGUUUUAAAGUCACCAUUGGCCUCAUGGUGAAAUCCGUGAGCGGUUUCCUUCCUCUCCGGCAACUGAGUUAGGAAGGACGCUUGUAUCGUUGCAGUGACUGGGUGUAUUGAUACACCAUCCAAAGUGUAAUUAAUAACUUCACCAUGCUCAAAGGGAUAUUAAUGUCUGCUUCUUUUUUUUUACCCUUUACGACGCUUUGAAAAACCUCCCUGCUCUUUGUGGUUGAAUCUGUGUUUGAAAUUCACUGCUCGACUGAGGGAUCUUACAGAUAAUUGUAUGUGUGGGGUAGAGAGAUGAGGUAGUCAUUCAAAAAUGUAAUGUCAAACACUAUUUCACACAGAGUGAGUCCAUGCAACUUAUUAUGUGACUUGUUAAGCACAUUUUUACUCCUGAACUUAUUUAGGCUUGCCAUAACAAAGGGGUUGAAUACGUAUUGACUCAAGACCUUUCAGCUUUUCAUUUUUAAAUUAAUUUGUAAACAUUUCUAAAAACAUAAUUCCACUUUGACGUUAUGGGGUAUUAUGUGUAGGCCAGUAACAAAAAAAAUCUCAAUUUAAUCAAUUUUUAAUUCAGGCUGUAACACAACAAAAUGUGGUAAAAGUCAAGGGGUAUGAAUACUUUCUGUAGGCACUGUAUGUAGAAUCACAUACAUUUUGUUAACAAUUUACCUAUACAUGUUUGACAAUGUAUUAUUUUCAUGGUGGAAAGUGCAGUGAGCUUAAAUCCACAAAGUGAUGACCAGAAUUAUGUUGAUUAUAAACAGGUAUAAAUCAACACUGUGCCAUGGCUGAUGGGUCAUCUGACCUUCUCCUCCAAUGGGUUUUGAGAAGGAGGCGAGGAGUAAGCAACAUAAGGUUCUCCCCAUGUAACGUCUUUCCCCUGUCCCUCUCUCCCUGCCUUGCCUUGCCAUCCCCUCCAGUCUGAUGAGAAAGGGAAGUUUGACGGCAUCUUUGAAAGUCUUCAACCAGUCAAUGGUCUUCUGUCUGGAGACCAAGUCAAACCUGUCCUGAUCAACUCCAAACUACCCCUGGAUGUGUUAGGAAGGGUAAGCACAUGACUAGGUCCUGUCCACGAACAACCCCUACCCCCUAGGCACUUCAUUGGAUAGGUAUGUGGUAGCAGUGGGAAAGAUGGAGCUACUACUAUGUAUUCCUGUAUACUAAACAGUUCGCUAUAACAGAUAUUGUGACCGUUUGGUCAUAUUUCGUUAUAUUCUGUUACGUAGAUUUGGGACCUCGGUGACGUGGACAAAGAUGGACACUUGGACAGAGAGGAGUUUUCAGUGGUAAGUUCAGUUGACAACUUUUGUUUUGUUGCAUCUUGAGCUCAUCCAGUUAAGACACAUUCCUGAAUGAGGCCAAUUAGCCUGGUUACACCUUGCAUUAACAUGUGGUUUUCGUCACCCAUUCAUGACAAUCCAAUCACUAGGACACGUCAUUGCAAGGUAUAAAUGCGGCUAGUGUACUGAACUGGUUUAUCCAACCCCCUCCAGACCAUGCACCUGGUGUACAGGGCCAUGGAGAAGGAGCCUGUCCCCUCCGUCCUGCCCUCCUCCCUCAUCCCUCCAUCCAAGAGGAAGAAGUCUGGGGGCGCUCUGCCUGGCGCCGUCUCCGUCCUGCCUCCCAUGUCUGCCCUCUCAGGCCUGUCUGGUCUGUCUCGGACAGCCAGCUCUCCUCCCCUGCCCGGUGCUGUAGCGGUUCUGCCUGCCCUGUCUGCUCUGUCUCGGACAGCCAGCUCUCCUCCUCUCAAAGAGACCCUACACUCCACACCGUCCCACGGAAGCAUCACCUCCAUCAACAGCACUGGCAGUCUCUCCCCUAAACACUCGUUCAAAGCCCCCUCACAGGUAUGGUAUAGAGCCUCUUCAAUCCACACCCUGCCUGUUGAAUGGGUAGGAAUGCUGUUACAGUGUCACAUCUGUGUCUCAAAUGAAACACUAAUCCCUAUAUAGUGCACUGUUUUUGACGAGAACCCUAUGUGAUUGUGAGAUUUUAAGAUUUAUGCCUUUAAUGUUAUUGCAGACUGUCCUGUCUCCCUCCUUGUAUUUGACUAGCACAUUGAGAAGGCAUUAGGGUUUGUCCUCAGACUGUCAGGGGGUAGGUAGCGCAGCUCAGAAAGGGGAAUAGACAGCUGUGCUUUUCUUAGUGAAGCCAGGCCAUCGUUCAGUUUUCAUCCUGUCCCUGAGAAAGUCUGUUAAGGGCACAGCUGCUAUUUACCAACCUGCAUUUCCUCUACCCCCUAACACCCACUGGGAUGGUUCAGCUGUAUUAAAAGUAGACUUGUUUGGCCACAUUCCCUGAAUUGUUUUAUAUCCCUGAGUGGUUCCUUUCUUAGUCAUAUGUUUGUUGUAAGGAGUUUAUCUGAUGAUUUAAGAGCAACAGGUUUAAUUGAAAGGGAAAGGACGCCACACCCACAAUGUGUGAUUGUAAUCUCAGACACAAAAACAUGACGCUUUUAAGAUGGCAAGCGAAUAACCAUAGUACAUACAGUGAGGGAAAAAAGUAUUUGAUCCCCUGCUGAUUUUGUACGUUUGCCCACUGACAAAGAAAUAAUCAGUCUAUAAUUUUAAUGGUAGGUUUAUUUGAACAGUGAGAGACAGAAUAACAACAACAAAAAUCCAGAAAAACGCAUGUAAAAAAUGUUAUAAAUUGAUUUGCGUUUUAAUGAGGGAAAUAAGUAUUUGACCCCCUCUCAAUCAGAAAGAUUUCUGGCUCCCAGGUGUCUUUUAUACAGGUAACGAGCUGAGAUUAGGAGCACACUCUUAAAGGGAGUGCUCCUAAUCUCAGUUUGUUACCUGUAUAAAAUACACCUGUCCACAGAAGCAAUCAAUCAAUCAGAUUCCAAACUCUCCACCAUGGCCAAGACCAAAGAACUCUCCAAGGAUGUCAGAGACAAGAUUGUAGACCUACACAAGGCUGGAAUGGACUACAAGACCAUCCCCAAGCAGCUUGGUGAGAAGGUGACAACAGUUGGUGCGAUUAUUCGCAAAUGGAAGAAACACAAAAUAACUGUCAAUCUCCCUCGGCCUGGGGCUCCAUGCAAGAUCUCACCUCGUGGAGUUGCAAUGAUCAUGAGAACGGUGAGGAAUCAGCCCAGAACUACGCGGGAGGAUCUUGUCAAUGAUCUCAAGGCAGCUGGGACCAUAGUCACCAAGAAAACAAUUGUUAACACACUACGCUGUGAAGGACUGAAAUCCUGCAGCGCCCGCAAGGUCCCCCUGCUCAAGAAAGCACAUAUACAGGCCCGUCUGAAGUUUGCCAAUGAACAUCUGAAUGAUUCAGAGGAGAACUGGGUGAAAGUGUUGUGGUCAGAUGAGACCAAAAUGGAGCUCUUUGGCAUCAACUCAACUCACCGUGUUUGGAGGAGGAGGAAUGCUGCCUAUGACCCCAAGAACACCAUCCCCACCGUCAAACAUGGAAGUGGAAACAUGCUUUCGGGGUGUUUUUCUGCUAAGGGGACAGGACAACUUCACCGCAUCAAAGGGACGAUGGACGGGGCCAUGUACCGUCAAAUCUUGGGUGAGAACCUCCUUCCCUCAGCCAGGGCAUUGAAAAUGGGUCGUGGAUGGGUAUUCCAGCAUGACAAUGACCCAAAACACACGGCCAAGGCAACAAAGGAGUGGCUCAAGAAGAAGCACAUUAAGGUCCUGGAGUGGCCUAGCCAGUCUCCAGACCUUAAUCCCAUAGAAAAUCUGUGGAGGGAGCUGAAGGUUCGAGUUGCCAAACGUCAGCCUCGAAACCUUAAUGACUUGGAGAAGAUCUGCAAAGAGGAGUGGGACAAAAUCCCUCCUGAGAUGUGUGCAAACCUUUUGGCCAACUACAAGAAACGUCUGACCUCUGUGAUUGCCAACAAGGGUUUUGCCACCAAGUACUAAGUCAUGUUUUGCAAAGGGGUCAAAUACUUAUUUCCCUAAUUUAAAAUGCUAAUAAAUUUAUAACAUUUUUGACAUGCGUUUUUCUGGAUUUUUUUGUUGUUAUUCUGUCUCUCACUGUUCAAAUAUACCUACCAUUAAAAUUAUAGACUGAUCAUGUCUUUGUCAGUGGGCAAACGUACAAAAUCAGCAGGGGAUCAAAUACUUUUUUCCCUCACUGUAGUGUCCUGGCUUAAAGCUACACUCCUUCAUUUGUGCAAAUAUGCAUACCAUCAAAGAGUGCUUAAUGCUCAUUGAUUGACAUGAAUGCAUGAUUUCUGAAAUUGCAAGAUAUGCACACAUAGUUAGGAUUAGGAUUCGGUCCAGGAGAUUGUAUUUCCUAUUCAUCAGCUGGUUCUCCGGUCCUCUCUCCAGUCUUCUCUCCUGUGUGCUAGCCACAAGCACUAGUAAACUGGGUUGAUCGUCCUGUUCUCUCUCCUGUGUGCUAGCCACAAGCACUAGUAAACUGGGUUGAUCGUCCUGUUCUCUCUCCUGUGUGCUAGCCACAAGCACUAGUAAACUGGGUUGAUCGUCCUGUUCUCUCUCCUGUGUGCUAGCCACAAGCACUAGUAAACUGGGUUGAUCGUCCUGUUCUCUCUCCUGUGUGCUAGCCACCAGCAGUAGUGAACUGGGUGGUCCCGGUGGCAGACAGAGGACGUUACGAUGACAUCUUCCUGAAGACGGACACAGACAUGGACGGUCUUGUCACCGGAGGGGAAGUCAUGGAGAUCUUCAUGCUAUCCAACCUUUCUAAGACCAUGCUAGCACAGAUCUGGUGAGAGACGGAAUGGCCUGCACCUUAGUUACUUAUUGUUAAUCUAACACCUUACACACACACACUGGGUGGACAAAACAUUAAGAACACCUGCUCUUUCCAUGACAGACUGACCAGGUCAAGCUAUAUUCCCUUAUUGAUGUCAAUUGUUAAAUCCACUUCAAUCAGUGUAGAUGAAGGGGAGGAGACUGGUUAAAGAAGGAUUUUUAUGCCUUGAGACAAUUGAGAUGUGGAUUGUGUAUGUGUGCCAUUCAGAGGGUGAAAGGGCAAGACAAAAUAUUUAAGGUCCUUUGAACGGUGUAUGGUUAUAGGUGCCAGGCGAACUGGUUUGAGUGUUUCAAGAACUGCAACGCUGCUGGAUAUUUCACGCUCAACAGUUUCCCGUGCGUAUCAAGAAUGGUCCACCACCCAAGGGACAUCCAGCCAACUUGACACAACUGUGGGAAGCAUUGGCGUCAACAUGGGCCAGCAUCCCUGUGGAACGCUUUCGAGACCUUGUAGAGUCCAUGGCCCAACGAAUUGAGGCUGUUCUGAGGGCAAAAGGGGGUGGUGCAACUCAAUAUUAGGAAGGUGUUCCUAAUGUUUUGUACACUCAGUGUAUAAAAUGAUUUGGCAAAGCGAGAAAAAGUGUUAUCAUUGGCCAAUCAUACAGUGACACAUUGGGCAUUGCCUUGUUGGACCAGUACAGUACAUCUACAUUAACAAAAUGUUACUUGCAAUGAUUGUGAUAUGUAGGUUUCUUUCCUACUGAAGGUGAAUGCAUUAUUGUAAAUCACUCUGGAUUAGAAUACACAGUACCUGUUAACUUGACUACAAUGUCAUGUAAAAUAAUAAUAAUAAUAAUAAUAUGCCAUUUAGCAGACGUUUUUAUCCAAAGCGACUUACAGUCAUGCGUGCAUACAUUUUUAUUUUUGUGUGUAUGGGUGUAAUUAGAGUUCCAAAUUCUCCUAACUUUCUCCAAGUUCCCUGGUUUUUCAGAAAUUCAGGUUGGGACAUUCCUCGAAUCAAGAGGGAAUAAGCACAAAACCUGCAAUCCUGCAACCAGAAUUUCGGGAAAAGCAGUGAAAUUUAAAUAAGUGACAGUAAUUUUGCAACCCUAAAUGUAAUGUGUCUUGUUCCUAGGGGCCUGGCUGACACCAAGCAGAUAGGACAGCUGUCUAGAGAGCAGUUUUCUUUGGCCAUGUGGCUGAUCCAGCAGAAAGUCACCAAGGGACUGGACCCUCCCCAGACCCUCACAACCGAAAUGAUACCACCGUCUGAGAGGACCACCACCCCUGUGCCUGUAAGUCAAUCCCUCAACCCUCUCCCCUCCUCAGACCCUCUCCCCCGAAGUGAUACCACCCUCUGAGAGGGUUGAGGGAUACCCCUCUCUCCAACCCCUCUACCCCUCUCUCCAACCCUCUACCCCUCUCUCCAACCCUCUACCCCUCUCUCCAACCUCCAACCCUCUACCCCUCUCUCCACCGCUACCCACCCUCUCCCACCCUCUAACCAUACCCCUCUCUCCUACCCCUCUCUCCAACCCCUACCCCUCUCUCCACCCUCUACCCCUCUCUCCAACCCUCUUAACCCCUCUCGGUCUACCCCGUCUCGCCAACCCCGUCUUACCCCCCUCUCUCCAGACCCUCUACCCCUCUCUCCUACCCCUCGCUUCCAACCCCUCUACCCCCUCUCUCCAACCCUCUACCCUACCCCUCUCUCCAACCCUCUACCCCCCCUCUCUCCAACCCUCUACCCCUCUCUCCAACCCUCUACCCCUCUCUCCUACCCCUCUCUCCAACCCCUCUACCCCUCUCUCCAACCCUCUACCCCUCUCUCCAACCCCCUCUAUAAACCCCUCUCUCCAACCCUCUAACCCCCCCUCUCUCCAACCCCUCUACCCCCCUCUCCAACCCUCCUACCCCCCUCUCUCCAACCCUCUACCCCUCUCUCCUACCCCCCUCUCCAACCCUUUUUUUUUUUUAUUACCUUAUUUAACCCAGGUAAGCCAGUUAGAACAGUUCUCAUUUACAACUGCGACCUGGCCAAGAUAAAGCACAAGCAGUGCGAUAAAAACACACCACAGAGUUUACAUAUGGGGUAAAAAAAAAUAACGUAAAAACAAGAAAUAUAUAUACAGUGUGUGCAAAUUAGCAAGUUUGGAGGUAGGCAAUAAAUAGGCUAUAGUGCAAAAUAAUUACAAUAGUAUUAACACUGGAAUGAUAGAUGUGCAAGAGAUUAUGUGCAAAUAGAGAUACUGGGGUGCAAAAUAAAUAACAAUAUAGGGAUGAGGUAGUUGGGUGGGCUAAUUUCAGAUGGGCUGUGUACAGGUGCAGUGAUCGGUAAGGUGCUCUGACAACUGAUGCUUAAAGUUAUUGAGGGAGAUAAGAGUCUCCAGCUUCAGAGAUUUUUGCAAUUCGUUCCAGUCAUUGGCAGCAGAGAACUGGAAGGAAUGGCGGCCAAAGGAGGUGUUGGCUUUGGGAAUGACCAGUGAUAUAUACCUGCUGGAGCGCAGACUACGGGUGGGUGCUGCUAUGGUGACCAAUGAGCUAAGAUAAGGCGGGGAUUUGCCUAGCAGUGAUUUAUAGAUGGCCUGGAGCCAGUGGGUUUGACGACGAACAUGUAGUGAGGACCAGCCAACAAGAGCGUACAGGUCACAGUGGUGGGUAGUGUAUGGGGCUUUGGAGACAAAACGGAUGGCACUGUGAUAGACUACAUCCAAUUUGCUGAGUAGAGUGUUGGAGGCUAUUUUGUAAAUGACAUCGCCGAAGUCAAGGAUCGGUAGGAUAGUCAGUUUUACGAGGGCAUGUUUGGCAGCAUGAGUGAAGGAGGCUUUGUUGCGAAAUAGGAAGCCGAUUCUAGAUUUAACUUUGGAUUGGAGAUUCUUUAUGUGAGUCUGGAAGUUGAGUUUACAGUCUAACCAGACACCUAGGUAUUUGUAGUUGUCCACAUACUCUAGGUCAGACCCGUCGAGAGUGGUGAUUCUAGUCGGGUGGGCGGGUGCCAGCAGCGUUCGAUUGAAAAGCAUGCAUUUAGUUUUACUAGUGUUUAAGAGCAGUUGGAGGCUACUGAAGGAGUGUUGUAUGGCAUUGAAGCUCGUUUGGAGGUUUGUUAACACAGUGUCCAAUGAAGGGCCAGAUGUAUACAAAAUGGUGUCGUCUGCGUAGAGGUGGAUCUGAGAGUCACCAGCAGCAAGAGCGACAUCAUUGAUAUACACGGAGAAAAGUGUCGGCCCAAUAAUUGAACCCUGUGGCACCCCCAUAGAUCUCUCCAACCCCUCUACCCCUCUCUCCAACCCUCUACCUCUCUCCAACCCUCUACCCCUCUCUCCAACCCUCUACCCUCCACCCCUUACCCCUCUCUCCAACCCCUCUCCCCCCUACCCUCUCUCCAACCCCUCUAACCCCUCUCUCCAACCCUCUACACCCCUCUCUCCAACCCCUCUACCCCUCUCUCUACCCCUCUCUACCCCCUCUACUACCCCUCUCCACCUCCUACCCUCUCCCAACCCUCUACCCCUCUCUCCAACCCUCUAACCCCUCUCUCCAACCCUCUACCCCUCUCUCCAACCCUCUACCCCUCUCUCCAACCCCUCUACCCCUCUCUCCACCCUCUACCACCCUCUCUCCAACCCUCUAACCCCUCUCUCCAACCCUCUACCCCUCUCUCCAACCCCUACCCCUCUCUCCACCCUCUAACCCCUCUCUCCAACCCUCACCCCUUCUCCAAACCCUCUAACCCUCUACCCUCUCUCCAACCCGCUAACCAGCUCUCUCCAACCCUCGACCCCGCGCUCAACACCUUACCCCUCUCUCACGUCUACCCUAUCUCCACCGUCUACCCUCUCUCAAACCCCUGACCCCGUCUCCAACCUGUACCCAUCUCUCCACCCUCUACCCCUCUCUCCAAGCCCUCUCGUCAACCCUCUACCUCUCUCUCCAACCCUCUAGACCUAGACUCUCUCCAACCCUCUACCCUCUCUCCAACCCUCCUGACCCCCUCUCUCCAACCCUCUACCCCUCUCUUCCAACCCCUCUACCCCUCUCUCCAACCCUUACCCCUAUUCAACACCUACCCCUCUCUCCACACCGUCUACCCCUCUCUCCAACCGUCUACCCUCUCUCCAACCCCUUACCCCUCUCUCCAACCCCUCUACCCUCUCUCCAAGCCCUCUCUCCAACCCUCUACCUCUCUCUCCAACCCUCUACCCCUCUCUCCUAACCCUCUCUCCAACCCCUUACCCCUCUCUCCAACUAUCUGUCAUGUUCAUAGACCUGCUGCCUUCUCCAACUAUCUGUCAUGUUCAUAGACCUGCUGCCUUCUCCAACUAUCUGUCAUGUUCAUAGACCUGCUGCCUUCUCCAACUAUCUGUCAUGUCCAUAGACCUGCUGCCUUCUCCAACUAUCUGUCAUGUUCAUAGACCUGCUGCCUUCUCCAACUAUCUGUCAUGUCCAUAGACCUGCUGCCUUCUCCAACUAUCUGUCAUGUUCAUAGACCUGCUGCCUUCUCCAACUGUCUGUCAUGUUCAUAGACCUGCUGCCUUCUCCAACUAUCUGUCAUGUUCAUAGACCUGCUACCUUCUCCAACUAUCUGUCAUGUUCAUAGACCUGCUGCCUUCUCCAACUAUCUGUCAUGUCCAUAGACCUGCUGCCUUCUCCAACUGUCUGUCAUGUCCAUAGACCUGCUGAUGGCUGGUGGUGCCCUUCUGCAUGUGUCACUGUCUGGUGUGGUGUUGUGUCACUGUCCUUUGUUUCACAGUGUAAAGCACAAUAUUUGUACAGAUGUAUUUCCUGUUGUGUCAUGAGCUAUUGUUUCUGUAUUACCAAUGCCAAGGAAGGGAUGAACGUUUUCUAAUAUUUCCAGCCUCACCUCAGAAUGUUACUGUUUUCAAGGCGAAUGCUGCCUCCUUGUGGUGGUCUAGAGUGAUAACACCACUGUGUCUGCACCUCAUAAUGACCGCUGAUUCAGUUCACUGUGGAAUCUCUCUCUCUCUCUCUCUCUCUCUCUCUCUCUCUCUCUCUCUUCUCUCUCUCUCUCUCUCUCUCUCUCUCUCUCUCUCUCUCUCUCUCUCUCUCUCUCUCUCUCUCUCUCAAAUCUCUCUUUCAAUCGUCUCUCUGGUUACUGACGUCUUCGUCAUCGUGCAUCCUAGAAUCAUCGUCUCUGUCUCUAUUCUCAUGGUCUCUUCCUGCCCUGGUCUGCUCCUUCUCUCUCGGUCACGGGUCUCUCUCAUCUCUCUCGUUGCUCUUGCUCAUGUCUCCUCAUGCUUGGGUCUUCUCAUGUCUCUCUCUCUUGUCUCCAUUCUCGUUCCUCUCUCAGUUCUUGUGCUCUCGUCUCGGGAUAGUGCUUCUUGUCUUGGUCAUUUUGCGGGUGUUGCCGCUCAGUUUCCACCUCAUCGGGGAGGCAGUUGUGGCACAUCAAUCCUUCUUUCUCGAGUUUCCAUCUCCUAUGGCAGCUUUCAAUUAUAGGCGCUUAUGAGUCUGUACAUUCGUAUUGCUUUCAUGGGGAACAGUUUAACGAUGGUAAGGUUUUCAUCGUUUACAAGCAUUUGUUCUAUUGUGUCUACUGUUUUUUGGGGCUUUUCAUGGCAACGGGCCACAAAUCUUGCUGCUGUGAUUGCCCAUUGCGGUAUGUAGCCUAACAGAUAUGGGAAUUUAUCAAUGUUUGAUUUGUUCUCAAAUUCUUUGUGGGUCUGUGUGAUCUGUGGGAAAUAUGUGUAUCUAAUGUGGUCAUACAUUUGGCAGGAGGUUAUGAAGUGCAGCUCAGUUUCCACCUCAUUUUGUGGGCAGUGGGCACAUAUCCUGUCUUCUCUCGAGUUCCAGGUCUGCCUAUGGCAGCCUCUCUCAAUAUCAAGGCUAUGCUCACUGAGUCUGUACAUACUCAAGGAUUUUCUUCAUUUGGGGUCAGUCACAGUGGUCAGGUAUUCUCUCUGUUUAGGGCCAGAUAGCAUUCUAAUUUGCUCUGUUUUUUGGUUGAUUCCUUCCAGUGUGUCAAAUGGUUAUCUUUACGCUUUCUCAUAAUUUGGUUGGGUCUAAAUGUGUUUCUGUCCUGGGGCUCUGUGGGGUCUGUUUGUGUUGGUGAACAGAGAUCCCCAGAACCAGCUGGCUGAUAAAGUAGUCUACAGUACUACUGCCAAGAGAUGAGCUACAGGUGUACCUGCCGUAGGAGCCCCUCGAAGCCUACCAUUGACUAUGUACAUACCUAGCGUGCGACAGAGCUCCUUCCUGUGUUAACGUUGUGGUGAUGCGGCAGUAGGGCGCUCCUUCCUGUGUUAACGUUGUGGUGAUGCGGCAGUAGGGAGCUCCUUCCUGUGUUAACAUUGUGGUGAUGCGGCAGUAGGGAGCUCCUCUCCCCCUCAGAGCAGGACUGAUCUCUCUGACCUCCUCUUCUCUCUCCCCUGUCCCUCUCAACCCCUUUUUUCCCUUUCCUUCUCUUAUCUUUCUUCUGUCACUCUGUUCAUCCCUCCCUCCCUCCCUCCCUCCCUCCCUCCCUCCCUCCCUCCCUCCCUCCCUCCCUCCCUCCCUCCCUCCCCCCUCAGGACAGCAGCAGUUCUACAGAGUCCGCUGACCUGACAGGCAUCAAAGAGCUGGAUGACAUCAGUCAGGAAAUCGCCCAGCUGCAGAGGUGAGCCCCUCCCCGAACACUAACCCCAGAACACUAACCCCAGAACACUAACCCCAGAACACUAACCCCAGAACACUAACCCCAGAACACUAACCCCAGAACACUAACCCCAGAACACUAACGCUAGAACACUAACCCCAGAACACUAACCCCAGAACACUAACCCCAGAACACUAACCCCAGAACACUAACCCCAGAACACUAACCCCAGAACACUAACCCCAGAACACUAACCCCAGAACACUAACCCCAGAACACUAACGCUAGAACACUAACCCCCGAACACUAACCCCCGAACACUAACCCCCGAACACUAACCCCCGAACACUAACCCUAGAACACUAACCCUAACCCCAUAUUGCUCGGCUGGAGGACAUCUUUGUUUGUCAUUCCUUUUAACAGCCAGGGGGAGAUCUUCUUCGUUGGAUUAAAUAUACUUUUGUUGUCUGUUGUUAAUUUACUUUGCGUACAGAAUCCUUGCCCAAUGACUAUCAAGCACAGCCAAAGAAAUGAGAAAAGGAAGCUAUUCCUAAAGCCAUUCCUGUGUUUUGGGACAGACGUUCUCCAGCUCAGCUGAUCCUCUGUGUGGUGCCUUGUGGGUUUUCCUGAUGUGUGUUCUGUAAACUGUGUCCUCGUCAUACUGCCUCUAUCUUUUACAGUGGGAUACACUUAGGGAACCUGGUGACACAAAGGACUUGUUGCUGUGUGUAGCAUUGACUAGGGCAGUGUUUCUCAAGCCAUAACUCGCAGAUCCCCAGAGACGGCACAGUCAUCUGAUGUCCAAGCACUUGGGGGAGGUAAUAACGUACAAUUUGACAUAAUCUCCUUCUCACCUAGCUGUGUGUGUUUGUGUGUGUGUGUGUGUGUGUGUGUGUGUGUGUGUGUGUGUGUGUGUGUGUGUGUGUGUGUGUGUGCGCGCGCGCCCCCCUACUUGUCCUGCUGUGUGUGUGAAUGGUGUUGCAGGGAGAAGUACACUCUGGAGCAGGACAUCAGGGACAAGGAGGAAGCCAUCAGACAGAAGAACAAGGAAAUUCAGGUGAGACACACGGGGAGUCGGGCACCCAUUUUAUCGAUGAAUCAUUCUUAAUGGGGCUAAUCCAGGGGAGGGCAACUCUCGUCCUGGAGUGUCUCAUGUAUCUCUAUUGCUGAGGUCUGCGCCGGUCUCCUUCCCUCAGGAGAUGCAGGGUGACCUGGACCAGGAGAGCGGUGGUCUGCAGGACCUGGAGGCCCAGAAGCAGGACGCUGAGCAGCAGCUGGAGGAGAUGGACCAGCAGAGGAACAAGCUGGAGGGCAUGCUGAAAGACGUUCAUCGGAAGUGUCAGGACCAGUCCACGCUGGUCAGUCAGCAACACACCUAUAGGGUCGUGUUCUAGACAGGAACAAUUCUGUCCCCAGUUAGAGCUGUGACGGCCGUAGAUUUUUGGAUGCCAGUUAUUGGUCAACCAAAUGACUGCGGGUCACCGUGAUAUCCGUUCCGACUAGCCAAUUAUAAAAAAUUUUGUACUUGUUUUUAUUUUAUUCCCCGCUCCUCCGCUCCUGACUGCAUGUGCUGCUUCUGCAGGGAGUGGGGUGUUGCCUAGGCAACCGAAGACUCAUUUGCUAAAACACCUUGCUUGUUUCAGCAAGGAGCAACACAGUUUCGUCACGUUGUAGAGGCCAUGUCAGAGUAGAAACGGACUGAACCGCACGGAUGCCGUCCGUCCUGUCUUCCGUCAGAUGUUCGUUCCACAAACUGUUUUUUAAAAUUUCUAUAAAGGUUAUUUUAUUUCAUGAUGGUCUUCAUCGGUUACUCGGUUACAUGGUGAUUGUGCCACCCCUAACCCCAGUUAUAAAGGCUUGUCUCAUCUAAUGUAUUUAUUGUAUGACUCCUGUUGCCGUCAGUUAGCAACUGGUUUUUAUCUUCUCAUUAGGGCCAGGAGUUUUUCCUAAACACUUGGCCCUAGUUUCAGUCUGUCACUAGCGCUUAUCGAAUUGUCAUGGAAAUACUACACAUGGGACACUCGAAGUCAAUCUUAAAUGAAUCAUUGUUUAUUGUCAGCGAGCUGGAGAGGUCACAGUCAAACUCGGAUGCAUAAAGUACCGGUCUGAUGUGAGCUCCCCCGGGGCAGUCCCGUUAGUUCUCUUAUAUACUGCUUAGACAGACAAGUUAUAUUUGCGUGAUUUAGCUUAUUCAUCAUUCAUAAUUAAUUAAUCAUUAACGUUUGGUUCAUGCAUGUGACCGACCAAUACUGCUUCAUGCAUGUGACAGACCAAUACUGCUUCAUGCAUGUGACCGACCAAUACUGCUUCAUGCAUGUGACCGACCAAUACUGGUUCAUGCAUGUGACAGACCAAUACUGCUUCAUGCAUGUGACAGACCAAUACUGCUUCAUGCAUGUGACCGACCAAUACCUCCCAAGGUUUCUUCUCUCCAAGUUGAGACCUUGAAACUGAGAUAUCCCUUUUGUAAUCAAAACAAUGUUCUGGGCGUUCUGCCAAAUUGCUCUACUGAUAGUGAGGAUUCGUUCAAUCAGUCACUUGCAUGAACACAGAAAUUGGUUAUUAGAAAAGCACAAACAUACAAUUUUCCAGCUCGGUAUCUUAUUUACAUAGGAUUCCUCUAGCUUGGAUAGCAGACCCUUUCUGAGCUGUCUUAUGAGUAGUUGUUAUGACACUUCCUGUCUCUCUCUUUUAUUAUUUAUUUCUUUAUUUUCCCCUCUCUCUCUCUUUCUCUCAUAUCUCUUCCUCAACCCUCUCUUUCUUUCCUUCCAUUCUACUCUCCUCCUGUCCAGAUCUCAUCCUUACAGACCCAGAUCCACAGCCAGGAGUCUGACCUGCAGAGUCAGGAGGAUGAGCUGAGCCGUACCAAGUCUGACCUGAACAAACUGCAGUCGGAGGAGAACCAGUUAGAGCAGAACCUGCUGGCCGGACGCAUGCAGCUAGACUCCAUCAUCAAGUCACUCAAGGCCACCCAGGAUGAGAUCAACCAGGUACGGUGGGGAUAGAGAAAUGCUAUAGCUCAUUGUCAUAGACAAAUGUUGUAUUAAAUGAAGGUAGUGUUACGUUUGGAGUAGAAUAUAACUUUUUUAAUGUCCGUCCGGGAAAUGGAAAUGUUCCUUUUUAAUGCGAAAUGAAAAUGUCCCCAUUUAGCUUAUACCUUUCUAAUGCUUUCAGAUCUAGGCAGGGGUUCUUCAACUUUUUCAGCUCAAGAACCAAAUGAGAAAUUGACCUUUCUCCCGUGGCCCAAAUCGUCCUACAACGACCCCAAUUUAAGAAGAGAUUGUGUGUGAUUUUAUAGAUUUAUUAUCAUAACUUGCGACCCACCUCUCACAUGCCCAGGGCACACUUUGGGUCCCCACCCAUAGUUUAAGAUAACCCGGACUAGAGGGUUGUUUCUGGAUGGGACUUUCACAAGAACAGUGUUGUUGUUGUAGACUGACAACCCAUUGUCCCUGCAGGCUUUUAUUAAUAAAGUCAUACAUGUAGGGCUGUGGCUGUCAUUACAUUUUGGCAGCCGGUCGAUUGUCAAGCAAAUAACUGCCGGUCUCACGGUAAUGUCACGUUCGUUGUGUAAAGGAUCGGACCAAGGUGCAGCGUGGUAUGCGUACAUAGUCGUUUAUUUUAAUAAACACCGACAAAAUAACAAAAUCCAACAGAACAGUGAAGUUCAAGAGGCUAAACAUCAAACAAGCCAAACAGAAGCAGAAGCAGAAACAAGUUCCCACAACAUAGGUAGGCAAAAUGGCUGCCUAAGUAUGAUCCCCAAUCAGAGACAACGAUCGACAGCUGCCUCUGAUUGGGAACCACACCCGGCCAACAUAGAAAUAAAUAAAUAAUAAUAAUAAUAAAUAAACUAGAUCUCACACCCUGACCAACUCAACUAGAGAUCUCAAUGUCAGGGCGUGACAGGUAAUUGAUCGUUAAAUAACAUAAACACAUUUAGCAUCUCCUGCCUUCCACACUUUUUUUUAAUGCAGGCUGCACACACUUCAUCAGUCUCUCAUUCAGAAUUUGACAAGCACUUGAUAAUGCCUUGAAUUUCCUGGCGGCAUCCCCCUUGUGUGGCCGUAAUGCCCCCUGAAAGAAUCCAUGCCUUUUGCGGCCAGUGGCCGUUGUGCCCUUGGGCUGAAUAUAAUAAUUAUAAUGUCCUUCUCCCGGCUGCCAAUCGCCGUGCUCCGAAGCACCUCUCACUCACAUGGCUCUCUCAGAUAUCUCAAUUCUUAUUAGCCAAUGCCCUUCCUUCUCACGGGCAUCUCGGCUCCGAAGUAGGCUACAAGUGAAGACAGACACGUUGAGGACACAACUGAGCCCAUCCUUCUUAUCCAAUUCCGAGGCGCAUAUUGAAGAUGUUAGAAGAACUGUCCACAUUUACUUUUCGUCAGCCGACAAGAUGAGUAGGCCUAACGAACAGCAAAAGCACUAGCCUAUGUUUAAUCUUCUAUCCCCCAUAGUACAAAAGUUGACCUGUUCUAUUGGUCAACUUGUCCUUCUGUGCAAUAAAUAAAUAUUCCAAACCUAGUCUGGGACAGUUGUGGGAUGCGAUAGAUCCUAAAUUAAUACAACCACUAGCAUCAAAAAAAACGUUUUUAAAAGCAUUGAGGCUGAUGCAACUGAAUCAGAACGUUUAGCUUAAAAUGUUGACUAUUAGGCUAUUUCUUCACAUUAUAUUUCUUUAAGGGGCGGCCAGGUAGUCUAGUGGUUAAGAGCAUUCGGUCAGUAACCGUAAGUUUGCUGGUUAAAAUCCCCGAGCCAACUAGGUGAAAAUCUGUCGAAGGCACUUAACCCUAAUUGCUCCUGUAUGUCGCUCUGGAUAAGAGCAUCUGCUAAAUGACUCAAAUGUAAAAAUGGUAAUCAAAAAUAAGCGCCGCAAUGCGCACGCGGCAGUAGACUAUAAGCACGAUUGUUCCAAAUGCAGUCAAUUAGCGGGAAAGCACCUUUCUCAAAUGUGAUUAUGCAUGUGAUGCUUUAUUAUAAAAGUGCAUUUCUAUGGUGAAAAUUAUCUUCCCCAAACUUGAAACUGCCUACGUAUGCCAGUUAGGCUGUACACCGGUUGUAAAGCAGAUUCAUGUGCUUAAUUUUAAGAAGUUAUUUGGCCAGUUUAGUUGUGAUACAAACCAUAUAAGCCUAUGGGCUAGGCUACAUGAGGUAUGCGACUAUAAUUUUACAAAGUUGAAAAGAAAAGGCAGCCGCUGUUUCUUGCCUUACUGCACACACUGGGCAUCAUUCACAAGUAAUAAUAUAUCAUUCACAAGUAAUAAUAUAUCAUUCACAAGUAAUAAUAUAUCAUUCACAAGUGAUAGCCUAAUAUUGUCACCCAUCAGACUAUUCUUAAUUUAAUCUUGUCUUUACCUUUACUAAAUAAUAUAUGUGUGGAAUUAGUUUUGAUUUAGGAUGGACCAUUAUCAUGCGCCUGUCUUGGAACAGGGGCAGGGGGAAAAAAUACAUGGAAUCUAUGCACUUAAAUAGCGAAUGGAGGACGCCUUUCCAAUGGUUCGUUUUCAUGCUAGCCAGGUAGGCUGUACUCCUGUUGUAAAGCGAAGCAAUGUGCUUAAUAUUAGGAAAGUUGAGAAAUAAUUAUAGUGGGCCUAGCCUAUAGAAAGCUGAUAGGAUCCUCCUCUUUUUAAUAGAGGCCAUCACUCUGUUUUCUCACACAAUUGCAUAGCCUAUAGAAAUGUUGCGCAACAUGAGCUCAUGGGCUCUCAUGGGGUGUUGAUUAGAUUUUCGAAUACAUUUGCAUUGAAGUCAGAGUGAUUAGAGGGACAAUAGAGUGCUGAGUACCAGGCAGUUAGCAAGUUUGGUAGCAGCAUCAGAGCUUGGAGUAGCCUAAUUACCGUGACUAAACGGUCACGGUAAUUUGACUGCGGUCAUGACUCGUGACUGGCGGUGUGGCGGCGGUAAUACGGUCACCGUAACAGCCCUACAUACAUACUCUUUUACUACGACAACCAGUGUUACUGUAGACUCACUGACAUCCCUUUAUCCCUUUAGGCUCGUAGUAAGCUUUCUCAGAUCCAGGGCAGUCAACAGGAUGUGACGAAGACCAUAGAGCAAUACAACAACGCUCUGAACGGAAUCCACGGCCAGACACAUGCUGGCAGCAUGACCAACCUGGCAGACAUGAGCGAAGUAGGAUUCUCAGAGAGGGAGAACGGAGGAUUUGGCGCCAGGGUGAGUAGUGUUGUCAUGAUAUCAGGGUCGUGUUCAUUAGGCGACUACCUGAACUACCUGAAUAAGAAAUGCUCAUUUUUGUUUUCCGUUGCAAAACAUUUAGCUAAGUAGUGCCUUAAUUAAUAUGACCGAAGACUGGAAAGAGCUUGGAUAUAAUGAAAUAUACACUGAGUGGACAAAACAUUAAGAACACCGGCUCUUUCCAUGACAUAGACUGACCAGGUGAAAGCUACGAUCCCUUUUUGAUGUCACUUGUUCAGUCCACUUCAAUCAGGGGAGGAGACGGGUUAAAGAAGGAUUUUUCAAGCUUUCAGACAAUUGAGACAUGGAUUGUGUAUGUGUGCCAUUCAGAGGGUGAAUGGGGUAAGACAAAAUAUUUAAGUGCCCUUUUAAUAGGGUAUGGUAGUAGGUGCCAGGCCCACUGGUUUGUGUCAAGAACGGCAACGCUGCUUGGUUUUUCACGCUCAAUAGUUUCCUGUGUGUGACAAGUAUGGCCCACCACCCGAAGGACAUCCAACCGACUUGACACAACUGUGGGAAACAUUGGAGUCAACAUGGGCCAGCAUCCCUGUGGAACGCUUUCGACACCAUGCCCCGAUGAAUUGAGGCUGUAUUGAGGGAAAAGGUGGGGGGUGCAACUCCAAAUUGGGAAGGUGUUCUUAAUGUUUUCUACACUCCUGUGUAUAUUAUAUUCCCUGCUAUUCAUGUGGAGCUCUCACUUUGUGUUUAGUGUGACCUCACUUCCUGUUGCUCACACCUGACAUAGUUGGUACCUUUUUUAUUUAAUGCUCAUUAUGUUAGUGAUUACAAGAAGAAGCGUCUCCAUUCAGUUCCGCUUGGUAAAGCUUUAUUGUCCCAACAUUGGGCAAUCUAGUUGAUUUUGAAUGGAAAUGGAGAAUCUUUUAUCUUUUGUCAAAAAACUUUUUUUUCCCAGGAGGACUCUUUCAAAUCGAAGAUAGCCAUGUUCAGCAGCAACAAAUCAACACCAGAGCCCCUUCCUGCAGCAGACCCCUUCCAGACAGAGGACCCCUUCAAAUCAGACCCCUUCAAAGGUAACUUUAAAAGUAUAUUAUACCAUAUGAAUGUUUAUGGAAAAUAGUUUGUGUUAUCAGAACCAUAUUGUUGCAACAAUUCUGGAAUGAUUCAAAUUCCAUGGCUAGGACUGUAUGUUCCAGAGGCUAUGAGGUUCUAUUCCUUUAUUAAAACGCUUGUGGUCAUACGCACAUGUGCUUGGCUAAUGAAGUAUACCUGAACAGAGCAGAAAGGCCUCCUCAUGGUAUAUGCUCCAUAUCACCACCGUUAAUGACAAUGUUUCCAUCCACAAGGAUCUUGGUCACGUUUUGUCUCAAUCCUCUCAGAUCCAUUUGGAGCAGAUGAUCCCUUCAAAGAGUCUGAUCCAUUCAAGGGUGCUUCCUCAGACUUCUUCAAGAAAACGACCGAUCUGUUCGCCUCAGCAGAUCCCUUCAGUAGAAAACCUACUCCCCCCAUCAAGGUAAUACAUGUUGAAUUACUGACAGAAUUAUUUAAUAUAUUAUUUUCAAUGUUUAUUUUUUAUUUUUUACAGUAUGUCAUAUUUGAAUACAUUAUAUUGAAUUAUAUUGUAUGUAAUUUUUAUCAUAUUUAUUGAAUAUAUUGGUAUUGAAAUGACAUCCUGUUUUCAGUUGAAUGAAUGUAUCUCGAUGGAGUUGAUCUUAAUGGUACUUCUCCUCCUGUCUAUUUCUCAGCCCAGUGGCAGUCUGUCUGGUAGCAGGGAUCUCUUGACCUCCCACAGCCCCAAGCCUACAGGUACCUCUCCUAUGCAUUACACAACCUCUUUUACACAUACACACACACACGCACACAUAUAUAUAUACACACACACAUACACACAUAUAUACACACACACAUACACACACACACACACAUAUAUAUAUAUAUAUAUAUAUAUAUAUAUAUAUAUAUAUAUAUAUAUACAUACACACACGAACACACACACACACAUAUAUAUAUAUAUAUACAUACACACACGAACACACACACACACACACACACACACACACACACUUACACACACAUUUGCUAUUUUUGUAUCUACAUUUGAAUUACUGUUUUUAGUCAGUGUAGUUGCACUCAAGAUACUUUAGCUGUAACGGUCAAGUAACAUUUAGAGUUGAGAAAAACUCUGUAUAUCACUAAGAGAGAUAGAAAGUCAGUUGAAUUGUGCAUAAACUUCUGAAGAAAAGCCCUCAUUCACUGCUGCCCAGGUGACGUGUUCCGGCACGUUUAGACAUUAUUUCUGGGCAUUAGUUUGUGGAAUACGAUUUCAACUCACUGUAAUUUCAUAUUUUCCUGGCUGAGGUCUAUAUUUAGUAGGAUACCUACGUAUUUAACUGCUGGCCAACUAAAAAUAACCCUGGAAAAACAGGAGUUGCAGUGGGGGCCAAACAUAACAGAAACUGUGUGUGUGUGUGUGUGUGUGCAUGUGUGACUGGAAACAGCACACCAGAACUCUCGCACCCCUGCUUUAACCAGUUCAGCUCUCCUACUCCCCCCUCUCCUCCUCUCCUACUCCCCCCUCUCCUCCUCUCCUACUCCCCCCCUCUCCUCCUCUCCUACUCCCCUCCCUCCCUCCUCCCCCUCUCCUCCUCUCCUACUCCCCCCUCUCCUCCUCCCCCUCUCCUCUCCUCCUCCCCCCUCUCCUCCUCUCCAUCCCCUGUUCAUUCCAUUCAUCCUCUGCUAUUGAACUGCAGGGCCUUUAUGCCUUAGUCACUGAGAGAGGAGGAAGUUGGUUUAAAUUAGGGCUAACACUCCUACGCACCGGUGAAACGACACCCCUCCACAGGAAUAAGGGCUACACUGUGGGGGAGACUUAGAGCUAUGCCACGAGAAGGAAAACGCUGCGUAACACACAUCAAUGUGCCCCUUCAUCGUCACAGUCACACACACACAGUCUCAAGUCGAAACAGAGUCGUUUCAUGCCAUUUCAGCAAGCCCAUGACACCCACCAUCUCAGAAUAUAUUCUGAAAUUGUUUCCGUAGUUAGAAUCGGGUAAGAUUGGCAUUCCUAAAACAUUAUUUUGAUGAAAUGUAAUUUUAUUUCUGACAAAUUAAGCUAAUUGUUUGCACCCAAAUUGGCCAUUUUUUAGUUUAUAGGAUUCAGAUAAUAUUCAAUAAAUAUAGUGCCCAGAAUCCGAUUUGGACCAAACUUCUUCCUACCAAUGAAUAAGACAUGAGGAAUCCCAAAAGAUGGGGUGUGGGGGUUCCACCCACGGAACCCCCACACCCCAUGCCAAUCCCACCUCAACAACCAGUACACAGUAUCAGUUCUCUUUGUUUGACGAGUAGCAUGAAGCUGCUGCUUGGCGCAUUGCUUCUUCAUACUAUGUAAUGUAUUCCCUGUGAAUCUGUUGAUGUUUUUUUUUUCCCCCCCCCUGUUCAGAGAAAUUAGUAUUUGAUGUGGCUUGCAUUAUUUACUGUAAAGUAGUGUGAAAGUACCAGGUUUUGAUCACUAGAUGCCACUGUUCCUGCUAUACCGGCACACUCUUUUAUCCAUUUUGCUGGUCUCUUGUGUUUAUUAAAUAGAUCACAACAUUUCCUUUGCAAUUUUGGGUAGAAAAACCAAUAGAUUUGGCUCAUGAUGAAAAUACAUUGUGUGGUCAUCCUCACAAUUCAAGCCACUCCUCCAUGAAAGCGAUUCAGUUUGUCCUAAUAGCAACCUAAUGCUUCAACCUUUAUUUACAAAAGUAUUCAGAUCCUUUGCUAUGGGACUCGAAAUUGAGCUGAGAUGCAUCCUGUUUCCAUUGAUCAUCCUUGAGAUGUUUCUACAACUUGAUUCGAGUCCACCAGUGGUAAAUUCAAUUGAUUGGACAUGAUUUGGAAAGGCACACACCUGUAAUAUAAGGUCCCACAGUUGACGGUGCAUGUCAGAGCAAAAACCAAGCCAUGAGGUCAAAGGAAUUGUCCGCGGAGCUCCGAGACAGGAUUGUGUUGAGGCACAGAUCUGGGGAAGGGUACCAAAAAAAUUCUGCAGCAUUGAAGGUCUCCAAGAACACAGUGGCCUCCAUCAAUCUUAAAUGGAAGAAGUUUGGAACCACCAAGACUCUUCCUAGAGCUGGCCGCCUGGCCAAACUGAGCAAUCGGGGGGUAACGGCCUUGGUCAGGGAGAUGACCAAUCACUCUGGCAGAGCUCCAGAGGUCCUCUUUGAAGAUGGGAGAACCUUCCAGAAGGACAACCAUCUCUGCAACAUUCCACCAAUCAGGCCUUUAUGGUAGAGUUACAGACAGAAGCCAUUCCUCAGUAAAAUGCACAUGACAUCCCCCUUGGAGUUUGCCAAAAGACACCUAAAGGACUCUCAGACCAUGAGAAACAAGAUUCUCUGGUCUGAUGAAACCAAGAUUGAACUCUUUAGCCUGAAUGCCAAGCGUCACGUCUGGAGAAUCCCUACGGUGAGGCAUGGUGGUGGCAGAAUCAUGCUGUGGGGAUGUUUUUCAGCGGCAGGAACUGGGAGACUAGUCAUAAUCGAGGGAAAGAUGAACGGAGCGAGGUACAGCGAUAUCCUUGAUGAAAACCUGCUCCACAGCACUCAGGACCUCAGACUGGGGGCGACGGUUCACUUUCCAACAGGACAACGACCCUAACCACUCAGCCAAAACAACGCUGGAGUGGCUUCUGGACAAGUCUCUGAAUGUCCUUGAGUGGCCCAGCCAGAGCCCAGACGAACCCGAUCGAACGUCAUCUUGAGAGACCUGAAAAUAGCUGUGCAGCGAUGCUCCCCAUCCAACUUGACAGAGCUUGAGAGGAUCUGCAGAAAAGAAUGGGAGAAACUCCCCAAAUACAGGUGUGCCAAGCUUGUAGCGUCAUACCCAAGAAGACUCGAGGCUGUAAUCGCUGCCAAAGGUGCUUCAACAAAAUACUGAGUAAAGGGUCUGAAUACUUAUGUAAAUGUGAUAUUUCAGUUUUGUAUUUCUAAUACAUUUGCAAAAAUGUCUAAAAACCUGUUUUUGCUUUGUCAUUAUGGGGUAUUGUGUGUAGAAUGAUGAGGAAAAAAACUAUUUAAUACAUUUUAGAAUAAGGCUGUAACGUAACAAAAUGUGGAAAAAGUCAAGGGGCCUGAAUACUUUCCAAAUGCACUGUAUAUUUCAACAGAAUGUUUCAGGAACGCUAAUCAUAUCCGUUACUAACUACAGAAACCAUUUCAGAACAAUCUGAGAUGGCGGGUGUCAGUCCUUUUCUUGUGCUUUUUGAGGAGGAACGACCCAACAAACAAAUAUUUUGUUACAAUGGUUUAUACAUUUUUCUGAAACCUCUCUGAAAUGUAUUUGAUAAGUCAAAAAGGCAUACAGCAGUGUUGGAAAACAACUCCACAGUACUGCUACCACGGUGCUGCUCACGGCAACCCACCUCAGUGCUGCUCACAGUAACCCACCACGUUGCUGCUCACAGUAACCCAGCUCAGUGCUGCUCACAGUAACCCACCACAGUGCUGCUCACAGUAACCCACCACGGUGCUGCUCACAGUAACCCACCACGGUGCUGCUCACAGUAACCCACCACGGUGCUGCUCACAGUAACCCACCACGGUGCUGCUCACAGUAACCCACCACGGUGCUGCUCACAGUAACCCACCACGGUGCUGCUCACAGUAACCCACCACGGUGCUGCUCACAGUAACCCACCUCGGUGCUGCUCACAGUAACCCACCUCGGUGCUGCUCACAGUAACCCACCACGGUGCUGCUCACAAUAACCCACCUCGGUGCUGCUCACAGUAACCCACCUCGGUGCUGCUCACAAUAACCCACCACGGUGCUGCUCACAAUAACCCACCACGGUGCUGCUCACAAUAACCCACCUCGGUGCUGCUCACAGUAACCCACCUCGGUGCUGCUCACAGUAACCCACCACGGUGCUGCUCACAGUAACCCAGCUCGGUGCUGCUCACAGCAACCCACCACAGUGCUGCUCACAGUAACCCACCUCGGUGCUGCUCACAGUAACCCACCUCGGUGCUGCUCACAGUAACCCACCUCGGUGCUGCUCACAGUAACCCACCUCGGUGCUGCUCACAGUAACCCACCUCGGUGCUGCUCACAGUAACCCACCUCGUGCUGCUCACAGUAACCCACCACGGUGCUGCUCACAGUAAUCCAGCUCGGUGCUGCUCACAGCAACCCACCACAGUGCUGCUCACAGUAACCCACCUCGGUGCUGCUCACAGUAACCCACCUCGGUGCUGCUCACAGUAACCCACCUCGGUGCUGCUCACAGUAACCCACCUCGGUGCUGCUCACAGUAACCCACCUCGGUGCUGCUCACAGUAACCCACCUCGGUGCUGCUCACAGUAACCCACCUCGGUGCGCUCACAGUAACCCACCUCGGUGCUGCUCACAUCAACCCACCUCGGUGCGCUCUCACAGCAACCCCCUCGGUUGCUCGACACGGUGUCUACAGCAACCCACCUCGGUCGUGCGCUCACAGCAACCCCCUCGGUGCCUGCUUCACAGUAACCACCUUGUUCUGUACAGUGGUUCUCACAUAACCACUGUCUUAAGUAGUUAAUCAGAUGCAUACAUCAGUCUUCAAGCUCUACUUUUCAGGUUUGGAAAGUCCUAGAAAAUGAAGCAGUCACACCACUGGAUUCUCUCUGUGUGGUUUCCCAGGCAGCUUCAGUAGCUAGUUUGUUCCCUAGAUGUUUCCAUAUUAAGUGUGUUUGGUUGUUUUCUUAAGUGUUUUUAUGGUUGUGGUGUUGUUCUGUUGUAGAUGGUUUCGGAACAGUGGACCCUUUCGGUGGCAACGCUUUUGGAGGAAAAGGUGGAUUCGCAGACUUCAGUCAAAUGUCCCACAAGGUAGGUUACAGGGGAGCGUUGUAGAUGUAAAUAAUAUAGAAGUACUAUUCCCAUAUUAAUAAAAUAACUGACAUUGAUAUGAUAUUUAUUUCCCCCCUGAAUCCACGGAGGCCUUGCAGUAAACCCACUGUCUGACUGUCAAGGCAACGAGAUGUAGGCUCGUAACAAAAUGCUGGUGUAUAAUACCUCUGUUUUAAAACUUCAUUUUGGAUGUUUUUGUCUUAUUCUGGCGUUGUGAGCAGAAGCCAAGCAACCCUGCGCUGCCACCCAAGAACGUGCCUAACAGACCUGCACCUCCAUAUGGUAGGUGUGCGUGCGUGUGUGUGUGUGUGUGUGUGUGUGUGUGAGCGAGCACUCAUGCACACGUUUCUGUGCUCACACUAAUAUGAGAAGGAACUCAUGUGAUUGUACUUAUAAAACACAGUUCUUCCCUAGUCAGCAAAAAAAACAAGAGAAACUCUUGUUACAUCAAAGGACCAGAACAGAAACUCUGAAAACUGAUGCAUAGAGGCUAACUUUUAAAACACCUUUCUAGGGGUAAUACCACAAUGCUAAAAUAGACGCUUAUAUUAUUAAAUCUGUUUAUCUAAUUCAUUUUCUUAAAAAAAAAAAAAAAAAACAUUCUAAGUACUGUAGUCUUGUUUUAUUGUUUCUGUGUCUCAAGUGACACCCUAAUCCCUACAUAGUGCCGCUACUUUUGACCAGAGCCGUGUGGUACGUAGCCUGUGAGUGUCCUCUGGAAAAUGUUAGUUAGUUAGAAGGAGGAGAGGUUGGGGUAAGUGACCGUUUGUAGCAUCAGUUUUUCAGAACGACUCAUUUGUGUUCUAACACUGUCUUAUUAAACUUGUGAGAGCGUGUUUGUGUGUGAGAGCGUGUUUGUGUGUGAGAGCGUGUUUGUGUGUGAGAGCGUGUUUGUGUGUGAGAGCGUGUUUGUGUGUGAGAGCGUGUGUGUGUGUGAGAGCGUGUGUGUGUGUGAGAGCGUGUGUGUGUGUGUGUGUGAGAGCGUGUGUGUGUGUGUGAGAGAGCGUGUGUGUGUGUGAGAGCGUGUGUGUGUGAGCGUGUGUGAGCUCCUUGUUAGUACUUCUCCUUUUCUCUCCUUCUCUGUGUGGUUGUGUUCUGAGGGUGCAGAACCCUCCGUUUCUUCUUCUUUUGUAGUAGCUGGUAAACAGGAAAGCUGUUGGAACAGAUAAGGUCUGUUUUUGCUUGAGCACAGACUGAUUACUUUGAUUGUAUUGUUUACCAUCCAAAUCAGGUGUCCAGAGUAAGAUAUGAAUUAACCAGUGGUCAGAAAAUAUGACAAUUUUAGUAGUGAGGUAAUGGACACUGGGUAGUUUGAAUGGUCAAACUGUCUGUCAAAGUUAGGCUGCCAGCAGGUCAAAGUUAGGCUGCCAGCAGGUCAAAGGUCAACAGAAAGUUGCGCAAAAGCUGGAAGUGUGUGUGGUCUGCCCUCAUCUACCUCAGUGUGUGGUCUGCCCACAUCUCCCUCAGUGUGUGUGUGUGUGUGUGUGUUCUGGUUGACACGGGAGUGAAAAUUCAGUCCUGUCCCGUCUUGUCCUGUCAAUGUUUUUCUAUAACCCCGGAACUUUCCUGUCCCUUCCCGAGAAAAAUCACUCCCGUCCCGUGCUCAUUCCUGCGCACAGAAAUAUGUAGGCUAUUGUGUUUGUUUAGGAAGUAUUUAAAAUAAUUUCAGUAAUGCAAUAUGCGACUGUGAUAUGUGGUUGUCUUACCUAUUGGAGUUAAAUGGACUGACUUUAGGUCUAAGUAGCUGGAUAAGUGUAUUCUAGAUCAUUAAGGCUGGAGGAUGAGGACAAAGACCACAGCAGGUAGGUCUGCUCAACACAGCACCGGCAGAAAUCUGUAGCCUAGAGCACAGCACCGGCAGAAAUCUGUAGCCUAGAGCACAGCACCGGCAGAAAUCUGUAGCCUAGAGCACAGCACCGGCAGAAAUCUGUAGCCUACAGCACAGCACCGGCAGAAAUCUGUAGCCUACAGCACAGCACCGGCAGAAAUCUGUAGCCUACAGCACAGCACCGGCAGAAAUCUGUAGCCUACAGCACUGAGCACAUAACACUGUAGCUUACAGCUUAGCACUGAGCACAUAACACUGUAGCCUACAGCUUAGCACUGAGCACAUAACAAUGUAGCCUACAGCUGAGCACUGAGCACAUAACAAUGUAGCCUACAGCUGAGCACUGAGCACAUAACACUGUAGCCUACAGCUGAGCACUGAGCACAUAACACUGUAGCCUACAGCUGAGCACUGAGCACAUAACACUGUAGCCUACAGCUGAGCACUGAGCACAUAACACUGUAGCCUACAGCUGAGCACUGAGCACAUAACACUGUAGCCUACAGCUGAGCACUGAGCACAUAACACUGUAGCCUACAGCUGAGCACUGAGCACAUAACACUGUAGCCUACAGCUGAGCACUGAGCACAUAACACUGUAGCCUACAGCUGAGCCAUAACACUGUAGCCUACAGGCAUAACACUGUAGCCUACAGCUGAGCACUGAGCACAUAACACUGUAGCCUACAGCUGAGCACUGAGCACAUAGGAACAUUUACAACACAUUAACAUUUACAACAUGAACAUUAAAAAAAACCUGAGCGGCAGGACUGCAUAGGCUAAGUCAACCUAUUUAUAUUUCACGCUUCACCUUAGAUAUCACAGGUUUUGUUAAAUACAUGAACAAUUGGGCUUGACAGUAAAGCUGUUAGGAGUAGAGCAGCUAUGCCGCUUCAUGCUUCGUGUCCCGCUCUCUGGUUGGUAGACUAUUUGAUUAAAACGCAGCAUUUUUUACAAUCUGCAUACUCGCUUCCUUCCUUGUAAAAGACAACUCCAUCAAAUGUAGCUAAAACAUCGCUCUUUCCUUGGCUCUAAUGUUAAUGUUCGUGAUGGGUCCUUGGCUGCAACAAGACGUUGCAAUUCCUUGAAGGCUUCAUCAUUAAAGCCUACUGACGUAGAUUGGCAUCUGACUUUGAGGUAGCCUAGUGACUGGCAACAACUGGAGCGAGGCGCGAGUGAGCCGACGGGAGGGGGGAAAUCACCAUUUACUUUGUAUUUAUUUGUAUUAAGUAAACUUUAUUAGGCUACAGCUGUUGUUUUUAUGAAAUGCUCCACACAUGACAUAUUUCCACCCCAAAAACUCAGUUUAUAACUAUUCCUGUACUGCCCGUUCCUGUAGACUGUUGAUCCUGUCCCGAACUUGACUCCCAUUCCUGCCAGAAUCCCGCAAGACCCGUGUCAACCUCUACGACCGACAUCUCCCUGUAUGUGUGUGUUCUGCCCACAUCUCCAACAGUGUGUGGCCUGUGUCUCUCUUCCUCUGUGACCUCUCUCACUCUCCUAGCAGCAGCCACAGUCCAGAUGUGGUGGUGGUGUCAACUGUUCACCCUCGCUCGCCUCUCUUUCGCCUCUCCUCUCUCUCUCUCGCUCUCUCAUGCCUCUCGCUCAGUAAAAUGUCAAACAAUGUCAAAAGUACACAAAUAAUUAAAAUGUUUUAAAAAAGUACAACGAAUCCAAUUAAAAACCCAAAUAACGCUGGAUAAGGAGCCGGGUAAACACUCCAUGGCUCGGGUGACUGAGGUUCUUAAUGAUCUUCUUGGCCUUCCUUUGACACCGUGUGCUGUAAAUGUCCUGGAGGGCAGGCAGCGAGCCUCUGAUGAUGUGUUGGUCUGACAGCACCACCGUCUGGAGAGCCUUGUGGUUGAGGGCGUUGCAGUUGCUGUACCAGGCGGUGAUGCAGCCCGACAGAAUGCUCUCAGUGGUGCAUCUGUAGAAGUUUGUGAGGGUCUUAGGGGCCAUGGCAAAUUUCUUCAGCUGCCUAAAGUUAUAGAGGCGCUGGUUGAUUUCAGGUCCUCAGUUAUGUGUAUGCCGAGGAACUUUUGUCCCUAACCACUGGUGCCCCGUCGAUGAAGAUAGGGGCGUGCUCCCUCUUCUGUCUCCUGUAGUCCACGAUCAGCACCUUCGUUUUGUUGACAUUGAGGGAGAGGUUAAUUUCCUGGCACCACUCCAACAGGGCUCUCACCUCCUCCCUGUAGGCUGUCUCGUCGUUGUUGGUAAUCAGGCCUACCACUGUCGUGUCGUCAGCGAACUUGAUUAUUGAGUUGCAGUCAUGGGUGAACUGGGAGUACAGGAGGGGACUAAGCACGCACCCCUGUGGGGCCCCUGUGUUGAGGAUCAGCGUGGCGGUGGUGUUGUUUCCUUCAGGAAGUCCAGGACCCAGUUCCACAGGGAGGAGUUCAGACCCAGGACCCUGAGCUUAGUGAUGAGCUUGGAGGGCACAAUGGUGUUAAAAGCUGAGCUAUAGUCGAUGAACAGCAUUCUCACAUAGGUAGUCCUGUUGUCCAGGUGGGAUAGGGCAGUGUGUAGUGCAACAGCGAUUGCAUCGCCCAUGGAUCUGUUGGGGCGGUAUACAAAUUGAAGUGGGUCAAGGGUGUCGGGUAUGGUGGAGGUGAUGUGGUCCUUGACUAGCCUUUCAAAGCACUUCAUCAUGACAGAAGUGAGUGCUCGUGUGCUACUGGGCGAUAGACAGUUCAGUGACCUGAGCUUGCUUGUGUACAGGAACAUUGGUGGCCAUCUUGAAGCGAGUGGGGAUGACAGGCUGGUGCUGGCGCGUCAACUAUUCAGCCUCUAUCUCUGAGAGGAGGGGUGGAGUGUAGCUGGUCUCGACGGGUGCUCCUUUCGGUCACCCAGCUUUACCUUAUAUCUAUCCAAAUUGUACCCAUGUAUUUCACAUGGGCAUCAACACUCUUUAUAGUGCUUGAUGCACAGAAAAGCCACCUAUAAAAGCCCACUACAACAAUGUAGUUGUUGUUGUUGUUUAACACAGUAGCUAGCAUGAUGGUAGUCUGAUGGUUUUCUAGGUUUCUUUCUAAGGCCACAAUUCUGACUGACAGGCUAAUUACCUCCAUCUGUGUUAUGUCAAUAGUAAACAAGUGUUGUGUUGUAUGUCAGGACAGCAGCAAUAGAGGGAGAACCAGCCUAUCAUUACAACAAUACAAACACAAAAAUACUAGGUUGGACAAUGAAGCUCUUUAUUAGGCCUCCCGAGUGGCACAGUGGUCUAAGGCACUGCAUCGCAGUGCUAGCUGUGCCACUAGAGAUCCUGGUUCGAAUCCAGGCUCUGUCGUAGCCGGCCGCGACCGGGAGACCCAUGGGGCGGUGCACAAUUGGAAAGUGAUGGUGUUUUCUCUACAGCCCUGCUAAUACAAGCCACAGAGAAAGUGAUGGUGUUUUCUCUACAGCCCUGCUAAUACAAGCCACAGAGAAAGUGAUGGUGUUUUCUCUACAGUCCUGCUAAUACAAGCCACAGAGAAAGUGAUGGUGUUUUCUCUACAGUCCUGCUAAUACAAGCCACAGAGAAAGUGAUGGUGUUUUCUCUACAGCCCUGCUAAUACAAGCCACAGAGAAAGUGAUGGUGUUUUCUCUACAGCCCUGCUAAUACAAGCCACAGAGAAAGUGAUGGUGUUUUCUCUACAGUCCUGCUAAUACAAGCCACAGAGAACGUGAUGGUGUUUUCUCUACAGCUUUUUUUCAAGUCAGUCGGUGUCCAAAAUGGCACCACCCUAUUCCCUAUGUAGUGCACUACUUUUGUAUUCCCAUACGUAGUGCACUUUAUAGUAAAUAGGGUGCCAUUUGAGACGCACAGCAGGCAGAUCCUCAGUGUGUUUCCUCACUACGUUGUGGUUAAUACCUCAUGUAACCAGUGCUACUUCCACAAUGCCUACUGCCCUAAUACCAGUGGCUCAGUGUGUCACACACAACCAGUGGUCUCAGUGUGUCACACACAACCAGUGUCUCAGUGUGUUACACACAACCAGUGUCUCAGUGUGUCACACACAACCAGUGGUCUCAGUGUGUCACACACAACCAGUGUCUCAGUGUGUUACACACAACCAGUGUCUCAGUGUGUCACACACAACCAGUGUCUCAGUGUGUCACACACAACCAGUGUCUCAGUGUGUCACACACAACCAGUGUCUCUGUGUGUCACACACAACCAGUGUCUCUGUGUGUUACACACAACCAGUGUCUCAGUGUGUCACACACAACCAGUGUCUCUGUGUGUCACACACAACCAGUGUCUCUGUGUGUUACACACAACCAGUGUCUCAGUGUGUCACACACAACCAGUGUCUCAGUGUGUCACACACAACCAGUGUCUCAGUGUGUCACACACAACCAGUGUCUCAGUGUGUUACACACAACCAGUGUCUCUGUGUGUCACACACAACCAGUGUCUCUGUGUGUCACACACAACCAGUGUCUCUGUGUGUUACACACAACCAGUGGUCUCAGUGUGUUACACACAACCAGUGUCUCAGUGUGUUACACAGGCAGCUCUGGGCUUCUUCCUGCUACUGCUACUUUCAUCACUGCAACACGUACUUCUCCUAAUGUGGCUCAAUGUAGUUGGGCCAUUUAAAUGUACACACCUUUUGAUGCCGGGGUUUUCUGUAUAUAACGAGACACGACCUAAUUUUGUAACGUCAGUCAAUCAAUUAAAUUCCACCAAAUACUGUUUGUGUAGUGCUUGUAACGAAUACAUUAUUGUCACAAAGUUUUAAACGGUAGCCUGGAACUAAUGUGAGACUGUUAUGUCAUUCUAAGUACUGUACUCUUUAAACAAAUUCAAGAAUCACAGUGCUGUGGAAAAGUAUUUGCGCCCUUCCUACUUUUCUCUACUUUUGCAUAUUUCUUUCAUACUGAAUGUUAUCAGAUCUUCAACCAAAACCAGAUAUUAGAUAAAGGGAACCUGAGUGAACAAAUAACACAACAAUUACACACUUGUUUCAUAAACAAAGUUAUGCAACACCCAAUGCCCAUGUGUGGGAAAAGUAAUUGCCCCCUUUCACUCAAUAACCAAACGCUUCCUGUAGUUGUUGAUCAGUCUCGCACGUCGCCGUGGAGGUAUUUUGACCCACUCUUCCAUGCAGAACUGGGUGUUGCAGAACUUUUGUUAAUUAAAUAAAUAAUUAAUUUGUAAACUCAGAUUCCCUUUAUAAAAUAUUAGGUUUUGGUUAAAGAUCUGAUUAUCAUUCAGUAUCAAAAAUAUGCAAAAAUAGAGAAAUAUCAGAAAGGGGGCGAACAUCUCUUUCAUGGGACUGCACAACAACAUUCCUAUAUUUAUGGUUCUCUCUUAGGACUUGGGUUGGGUGGUGGAGGUGCUGCUGCUUUGGAAAAACCAAGGGACCCGUUCCAAAUUCAAAACACCUUUGGAGACGCAUUUAGCAGCAUAAAAGAUCCUUUUGCUCUUCCGCGUGUCUCCAGCAAAGCUACCUCUAGAGGGUUUGGUUCUGUAAGUUUGAGCUCAAUGGUUCUCCUACUGUCCAGUCCCAGCCACUGCUGCUUUCUGCUUUCUGCUUGUAGUGGCCAUCUCAGAACAUCUAGAGCGGAACACAAGUUCUUUCAUUUCUCUUCUGCGCCUCAUUCUAGCACCUCGAGCUGGAGUAGCUGUUGCUAUGCAACGUUUCACCAUCCAAUAGAUUUAUUUGUAACAAUUCACUUGGAAUAGCUUUUCAGGGUCGUUUUUAUGAUUGUAGGUGCUCAAACCAUGUGUAUUAUAAAGGAGCAUUUUACAAAAGCUGAAGAACAGAGGCACAUCUAGGUCUUUUCCUCAGGUGCUGGAGCUGUAGGUAAAUUCAUGAAAAACAGAAAGGAAAACACGGCACACUGCUUCUCAUACUCCCAGGUGAUGUUUAUUUAUAACAACGUUUCCACCCUCAGGUCUUCAUCAGGCAUCCAUAUCCCAGGUGGGGGUGGAAGGUCCUAUUUAUAGGGGCAGUACUCAGUGACAUCACUUCCUGAAACAGGAGGUAAAAAAUGUAUAACAUAGGUAACACAAUAUUAACAUUCAAUGUAUCAACAUAUAUGAUCAUACACAAGGAAUGCAAUCAAUAUUUACAGUAAUAUACAUACAAUAUUCAUACGAUGUUCAAUUAUCGUUUAAAAGAAAAUACAAUUUGGCCAUAUUGAAACUAUAAAAACGGUUUCAAGUCAAACUCCUCGCCAAGAGGAGACGGUGUGUUGAGCCUGUGGAUCCAGAAAGAUUCCCUUUUUGAAGAAGUUUCCUCUCAAUGUCCCCUCCCCUGCGUGACAUCUUGACCAUUUCUAUUCCAAUGUAUCUCAGAGAACUGCAUUGCUUGCUGUUUGGGGUUUUAGGCUGGGUUUCUGUAUAGCACUUUGUGACAUCUGCUGAUGUAAAAAUGGCUUUAUAAAUACAAUUUGAUUGAUUGAUAAUAGGAUGUCCAGCUUGUACAAAAUGAACAGCAACCAGAUUUUCUGUCUCACCUGUCCGUAUAUUGCUGCGGUGCUCACAGAUCCGUGUCUUAAGGCUUCUGCGGGUUUUCCCUAUGUAAGACAGACCAUCAGGAAGUGAUGUCACUGAGUACUGCCCCUAUAAAUAGGACCUUCCACCCCCACCUGGGAUAUGGAUGCAAAAGGAGCAUUUUACCCAAUAUUUAUUUUCAUAUUAUUACAGAUCACCUGUACUGUAGUGUUGACGAACAAACCUCUUGAGAAAGCUCACCAGACAUCAGGAUACAGUCUUCAUUUUCUUUGCAUUAGCAGUCCAUGCUCCUCUAGUCUCCAGGGUUGGGCUCAAUUCCGUUUCAAUUCCAGACAAUUCACUGAAGUACACUGAAAUUCCAAUCCUCUCCAAUGCUUUUCAAUGAGGAAAGCUAGGAUUUGGAAUUGGAAGUUGUUUUACUUUUCGGAAUUGACUGGAAUUGAAUUGGAAUUGACUGGAAUUGAAUUGGAAUUGACCCCAACCUUGCUUGUCUCUCCCCUACUGCACCAUCAUGGCAUUGGAGGCUGGUCGCUGGCACUUCCUGUGCCGUCUCUGACAUCUGGCUAAACAAACUUUAAAAAAAAACGUGUCUAGAACAUGGUUGAGUGUUCUUAGUUCAACACAACACAAAUGACAAUCAUCUAUGCUAUAAUAGUUCUGUGGCAUCUCUCACUCCCUCAGUCAGUGUUCUGCUCGCAUAUUAUACCGUGUGACUCUCUGUCACUUAGGAGACGUACAGUAAGUAGUCUUGUCAGAAUCUCUCUCUUUAGUCUCCCAUACUAUCUGGUAGAUCUGCUGCUGGCAUGGCAGCUUUGCAUUUUCUGUUGCGUUUGUUGUUGCAUUGUACUACCAUUUGUUGAUGCUGUUUACCUAGGUCCUGGUGCCAACGUGUUGUGAAGUGUCUGUUUGUGAUCUGAUCUGCGUAAUCUGCAGAGGUGCUUGUUAUUUUUUAUCAUUUGUAUGUAAUGUGUUUUUCUCCCAGGAUUGGAAAGUGUCAAGGUAAGAUUACUAGAGAUGGGUGUGAUUUUUCCAAAUGUAAUUCUUUGCAUGCGAAGAACCUUUCUACAUUCCAUUCUCUGACUGGACGAGCACUCUGAUUUGGUGAUUACUAUUGACCUCUUUUAUCAGGUGGCUUGACACACUGAAUAGAAAAUGGAGGCAUGUUACAGUUGGUAGCACCAGCAAUCUUUAUUUUUAUUUUAUUUUUUCUCACUGAUUUAAAGAAUUCAAUAUUUAUCAAUCACCACUAAUUCGAUAAAUCACCAUGAACUGUUUUUACCACAGUUGGAACUCAUGACUACUCAAAUUCCAACUUCUCGGUUCAAACACCAUCAUUUGAUCGCAAAUGUUUUUAACGCUCACUAUUGUCUCCCAAAUGUAAAAGUUGAGUACGAGACCCUUUUGACAUAUGCAGGCUUUAGGUCUGUGUGUCUGUGUGCAUCUCUCCCCUUGUAUCCAGCGUGUGACGUGUCCCCUUUACCUUCCUGUAGUUUGGAAGUGAAUCAGAGCAGCUGGCGUGGGCGACGAGGGAGAGCGAGCGGGAGGAACAAGAGAGGCUGAGGAGACUCCGCCUACAGGAACAGGAGGACCUGGAACUGGCCAUCGCCCUCAGCAAGGAUGAAAACUAAAAAAACCUGUCACAGACUCGCAAACAAUAACCACAACCCUGUUACACACUCGCAACAAUAACCACAACCCUGUUACAAACGCGAGACAAUAACCACAACCCUGUUACACACUCGCAACAACACACACCACCUGACCACAGUCCUGUUACAAAGCUGAAUAAAACAAUGCUGCUGACUGACAUCAAACAGUACAGCCCACAUACAGCUGCACUACUAGCAACAGCUCCUCAACAGCCCAAAUACUACCGUCUGACUACAGCCGGAGAACAGCGUUGUCUACAGACCUCAAUACAGCUAGACUAUAACUCUUGUACUCCCCCAAUACAAAACUGGAGUACACCCCCAACAACUACAACUUCUGUGACGUUCUGACAGCAGCCCUUCUACCGAUACAGCUCUGUGGCGUUCUGACAGCAGUCCCUCUAGACAGUGGCCCAAAUCGUCCCCUAAACGCCUACGCCCUAUGCACUUGCGGAGAUCUGAGAGGAUCUGACAGGUGUAAGUAAUCUGGUAAUAGCUCCACCCUGCUCUCUGAUAGGCUAGGUGGAAGUUUCCCCAUGUUGCUUAUACCAAUCAAAUCCUCUCCGAUCUCCACAAGUGCUUAGGGUGUUGGGUUUAGGGGUCAAUUUGGGAUUGGGCCUAAUAUGUACAGAUGGGAUGGCAGCCCCGCUACCGAUCCAGCACCACUGAAGCCAGACUUUAUGAAGACUCUAACCUACCAAAACCUCUCUUUAACCUCUUUGUCAUCAGCCUCAAUGGCCCUCUAGUCAGCCACAUCACAACUAUAAUCAACCACAGCUCAGCUCCACUUUAGCCUGACUUUAGUCCGACUUAAGCUUGACUGACCACAGCCUAAAUCAAGAGUGACUUAACUCUGAUUGGCUACGGCCAGUGGUCUAACUCUAGCAGUCCCCGUAGUUAUUCUGUGGGGAGACUCUGGAUGCUUCCCUUUGCAUUGCUUCAUCGUUUGUUGUGAGGAAACAUCAAAGAUUUUAACAUUUUUUUUAUUUAAUUUUAAUUAUUUAUAUAGGGAAAGAUCAUGCACUUGUGGUUUAUGAAGUGUCUGUACAUACACUGUUAUAGCUGUAUAAUAUACCCUUUAAUAACUGCUUAGAAACAUUCAUAUUAAAAGUCUAAACUUAGCAUACUCUUUCUCUGUCAGUGAGUGUGCUUGUGUUCCUGAUUUCUGGUGAAAAUCUAUUUUUUGGUGAGGAAAUCUCUAGAUUAUGGAAAGACAUUGUUUUGUUGUUUGCUUGUCUCUGGGUUCGCUACUGUAUUGCCUUACAUCCCAACAGAAGAAUGACACGUUCAAAAACUCUUCUGCCUUAAAGGAUAUGGGGGGGGGGGUUG
Coregonus sp. 'balchen' is the source of this 47070-nucleotide messenger RNA. The record is from the annotation of a GenBank genome assembly. NCBI's taxonomy places the organism in Eukaryota, Metazoa, Chordata, Actinopteri, Salmoniformes, Salmonidae.